Messenger RNA from Pelobates cultripes (western spadefoot toad), 66603 nucleotides. NCBI's taxonomy places the organism in Eukaryota, Metazoa, Chordata, Amphibia, Anura, Pelobatidae. The record is from the annotation of a GenBank genome assembly.
UAGAGAAAACAAAAGUCGGCAUCGAGCUCUGUAUAGCAGAGAGGUUCUCUCUCUGACUGGGACUGCAACCUCCCUGACUUCUCCACCUCACAAUGUCAAAGAAAGGUUCAAGCAGCAGAGCUAAGGGAGACAAACCUGAUGCCUUUGCUUCUUUACAAUCUGCUAAUGAAGACCUACGAGCCAAGCUCACUGAGAUUCAAAUCGAGCUCCAACAGGAAAAGAGUAAGGUGUGCAUCUUCUACAUCCUUUUUAUUAUUUGUAGUCAUACAAUUACAGUGCAUCGAUGGACCACUAUGUGCUGCUAUAGACAAAUUCAGGCUCGUUUAACCUUCCUCUCCUAUUUUUUUUUUGAUUUGUGAAGUUCAAACUCCCUCAUCCAAUUGGUUGCUUCAUCAAACCAAACCCUAAAAAUGAUAAUGUCUAUUGAGUAUAUGAAUAGUUUGUGAAUGUGUUGCCCUGCUUCAGUUAGACAAUGCAAUAUUAAAGCAACCCGAAACAGAAAUAAAUAUAUCGGAAAAGUUAAACACACUCCAUUUAAUAGUUUGUUUUCAGUAAGCGUUAAGGAAGUCUUUAGAAUGUCUGUUAAUUUACUUUAACAGUUUUGCCUCACAAUUGAUAUUAUUAUUAUUAUUAUUAUUAUUAUUAUUAUGGGCAUUUAUAUAGCGCCAACAAAUUCCGUAGCGCUUUACAAUAAAUUAGGAGAUUUAACAAUAAAUGAGACAAUUACAAACAUCUUUCUAAUAAAAUGAACUAAGUUAAAUAAAAUACAAUGCAUAUCACAUUGAAUUCACUAGACUAGAGAAAGACCUAAGACAUUUUAUGAGAGUUCUAAAUUACCAACUAUAUUCAGUUGUUAAAAGGCCAUGAAGUCACUAAAAGGUCCUAUUAUGUCACUGCUCCAGCCUAGCCCUUAUGAAGGCAUGGGAAUCUGAGUCAGCCUUACUGUAAACUGGCAUUCACCUGGAGUGAUGGCUGAAAGGGGCACUCUGCAACUCAGUAACCUGAUGUCAGGAUUACUGUUUGAUCCAGCACGUAGAACUGUACAGCACGGAUGACAAAUAAGUAACGUAUUACCGGUCCUUAGAAUAGCCGGAUUUAACGUACAAAGAAUAGUCAAAAAUACUAGCCGAGGUCAGGGAACACAGAAAGGGACACAGCGAUGAGGAAAGCCAGGAGUCAGGAUACCAGAAUAUAGAGAAGUCAAUAAACAAAGCCAAAGUAAAAAACCAGGUAGAAAACUAUAAACAGGAACGCGCUCUCGGACAACCACAAGGGAAACCACGACAGGGCACUGAGCAGGCUGAGAACUGGGCCUAAAUACCCCUCCUUUAGUUCUGAUAGGCUGUAACCGGCCUUUGACCCCAAAGUCAGUUACCAGGUUUCAUUUGCAUAAUUGCUGCUCAGCAUUAACCCUUCUGUGGAUUAGGUUGCUGCUCGGCAAAACUUUUCCUGUGUGGACAGUAAAUGUCAUUAACCACAUUUCUAUAAGCGGAUGAAUACGUGACAUUACCCCCCACCUGAAGAACGCCCACCGGGCGGACAGGACCAGGCUUGAGAGGAAAUUUAGCGUGAAAAGCGCGGAUCUUACGGCCCGCAUGCAGGUCAGGAGCCGAAACCCAAGAACGAUCAGCAGGACCGUAACCUUUCCAAACAACCAAGUACUGUAAAGUGCCCCGAGAAAACCUAGAAUCCACGAUAGAAGAUACCUCAUACUCUUCCUGACCACCCACCACCACCGGAGGGGGAGGAACACAAGGAACAGUAUAUCUAUUGCAGACAAGAGGUUUGAGUAAGGACACAUGAAAAGUGUUGGGAAUCCCUAAAGAUGCAGGAAGAGCCAGAGAGUAAGACACUGGAUUGAUCCUACGAAGCACUCUAUAGGGACCAAGGAAUCUGGGGGCAAACUUCAUGCUAGGGACCUUAAGCUUGAUGUUGCGAGAUGACAACCAAACCCGGUCCCCCACUUGUACACCGGGUUGGCACUCCUACGCUUAUCAGCAAAAUGUUUGAAGCGUUCAGCAGCAGCCCCUAAAGCAGUUUGAACCUUAACCCAGGUAUCCCGAAUGGAGGCCAGACGCUCAUCCAGAGCAGGAAUGGCAGUAUCAGAAAAUACCGCAGGGAGAACCGUAGGAUGCCUACCAUUAUUGACAAAAAAUGGACUGUGCCCAGAGGAGUCAUGAACAGCAUUGUUUCUAGCGAACUCGGCCCACGGGAGUAGUUCGGACCAAUUGUCUUGUGUGCUAUUAAUAAAACAACGCAAAUAAACUUCUAAUGACUGGUUAGCCCUCUCAGCUGUACCAUUGGUCUGUGGAUGGUAGGAGGAGGAGAAGGAGAGAUCAAUCCCCAAUUGUUUACUGAACGCCCUCCAGAACCUGGACACAAACUGAGAGCCCCUAUCAGACACAAUAUUGUGGGGGAUGCCAUGCAAACGGACAAUUUCACGUAUGAAAAUUAGGACCAAAUCUUGCGAAGAUGGCAACUUCUUGAGAGGAAUGAAGUGAGCCAUCUUAGAAAAUCGGUCUACAACCAUGAGAAUAGUAGUGAACCCAGCAGAGCUAGGAAGCUCUACAAUAAAGUCCAUGGAUAAGUGGGACCAUGGAAUCUCAGGAACAGGAAGAGGCUGCAACAGGCCACAAGGAAGUGCAUGAGUCACCUUAGAAACUGCACACACAGAACAUGCCUGCACAUACUCCUUUACAUCUUUCCUGAGUGAAUCCCACCAAAAUGAGCUAGUGAUCGCGGCAGUGGACUUAUUGAUGCCCGGGUGUCCAGCAGUUAUAUUGUCAUGGAACACUUUCAUGAUAUUAACCCUUUCACAUAGGGGAACGAACAGUUUAUCACACGGUUUACCACUGGGUGCCUGAGGCUGGGCCUCCAGUAUGCUGCCAAGCAGUGGAGAAGACAGUGAGAGGACAGUAGUGGCAAUAAUACACUCUGGUGGAAUAAUAGGAGAUGUCACCUGUUCCGGAGCUGACUCAUUAUCAAAUUGCCUGGACAAGGCAUCAGCCUUGGUAUUUUUAGAACCAGGUCUAUAAGUAAUGAGAAAGUUAAAACGUGAAAGGAAUAGUGACCAUCUAGCCUGUCUGGAAGACAAACGUUUGGCAUCCCCUAUAUAUGCCAGAUUUUUGUGGUCGGUUAUGAUCAACAGGUGGUCCUUGGAACCCUCCAAAAGAUGUCGCCACUCCUUGAGGGCAAGAAUAAUGGCCAACAGUUCUCUAUUGCCAAUAUCAUAGUUGCGCUCAGCAGGAGACAUCUUUCUGGAGAAGUAGCCACAAGGAUGCAAUGGUGUUCCCUGGCUUUCUCUCUGAGAGAGAACAGCCCCUACCCCUGUCUCGGAUGCAUCAACCUCCAAUAUAAAAGGUUUACUAGUGUCGGGAUGUUUUAGUAUGUCCGCAGAGGCAAAUCUUUGUUUAAGAGUCUCAAAAGCAUUCACAGCCUCUUUGGACCAUACCAUGCUACUAACCCCUUUGCGAGUCAUAUUUGUGAUUGGGGCUAUUACAGAAGAAAAUCCCUUGAUGAAUCUUCUGUAAUAGUUGGCAAAACCAAUAAACCUUUGAAUGUCUUUUAAACCAGAGGGUAAUGGCCAGUGUAGUACAGCCUCUAGUUUUUUAGGAUCCAUUUGAAAUCCCGAUGCAGAGAUGUUGUAACCCAAAAAGUGGACUUCAGGCUGGUCAAAUAUGCACUUCUCUAAUUUGCAAUAAAGUUUAUUUUUCAACAACAUCUGCAGAACCUGUUUCACAUGGGAGUGGUGAGUCUGAAGAUCAGGGUAAUACACCAAAAUAUCAUCCAAAUAAACCAAGACAAAUGAGUAAAUGAAUUCCCUGAGUACAUCAUUUACAGGGAGUGCAGAAUUAUUAGGCAAAUGAGUAUUUUGACCACAUCAUCCUCUUUAUGCAUGUUGUCUUACUCCAAGCUGUAUAGGCUCGAAAGCCUACUACCAAUUAAGCAUAUUAGGUGAUGUGCAUCUCUGUAAUGAGAAGGGGUGUGGUCUAAUGACAUCAACACCCUAUAUCAGGUGUGCAUAAUUAUUAGGCAACUUCCUUUCCUUUGGCAAAAUGGGUCAAAAGAAGGACUUGACAGGCUCAGAAAAGUCAAAAAUAGUGAGAUAUCUUGCAGAGGGAUGCAGCACUCUUAAAAUUGCAAAGCUUCUGAAGCGUGAUCAUCGAACAAUCAAGCGUUUCAUUCAAAAUAGUCAACAGGGUCGCAAGAAGCGUGUGGAAAAACCAAGGCGCAAAAUAACUGCCCAUGAACUGAGAAAAGUCAAGCGUGCAGCUGCCACGAUGCCACUUGCCACCAGUUUGGCCAUAUUUCAGAGCUGCAACAUCACUGGAGUGCCCAAAAGCACAAGGUGUGCAAUACUCAGAGACAUGGCCAAGGUAAGAAAGGCUGAAAGACGACCACCACUGAACAAGACACACAAGCUGAAACGUCAAGACUGGGCCAAGAAAUAUCUCAAGACUGAUUUUUCUAAGGUUUUAUGGACUGAUGAAAUGAGAGUGAGUCUUGAUGGGCCAGAUGGAUGGGCCCGUGGCUGGAUUGGUAAAGGGCAGAGAGCUCCAGUCCGACUCAGACGCCAGCAAGGUGGAGGUGGAGUACUGGUUUGGGCUGGUAUCAUCAAAGAUGAGCUUGUGGGGCCUUUUCGGGUUGAGGAUGGAGUCAAGCUCAACUCCCAGUCCUACUGCCAGUUCCUGGAAGACACCUUCUUCAAGCAGUGGUACAGGAAGAAGUCUGCAUCCUUCAAGAAAAACAUGAUUUUCAUGCAGGACAAUGCUCCAUCACACGCGUCCAAGUACUCCACAGCGUGGCUGGCAAGAAAGGGUAUAAAAGAAGAAAAUCUAAUGACAUGGCCUCCUUGUUCACCUGAUCUGAACCCCAUUGAGAACCUGUGGUCCAUCAUCAAAUGUGAGAUUUACAAGGAGGGAAAACAGUACACCUCUCUGAACAGUGUCUGGGAGGCUGUGGUUGCUGCUGCACGCAAUGUUGAUGGUGAACAGAUCAAAACACUGACAGAAUCCAUGGAUGGCAGGCUUUUGAGUGUCCUUGCAAAGAAAGGUGGCUAUAUUGGUCACUGAUUUGUUUUUGUUUUGUUUUGAAUGUCAGAAAUGUAUAUUUGUGAAUGUUGAGAUGUUAUAUUGGUUUCACUGGUAAUAAUAAAUAAUUGAAAUGGGUAUAUAUUUGUUUUUGUUAAGUUGCCUAAUAAUUAUGCACAGUAAUAGUCACCUGCACACACAGAUAUCCCCCUAACAUAGCUAAACUAAAAACAAACUAAAAACUACUUCCAAAAAUAUUCAGCUUUGAUAUUAAUGAGUUUUUUGGGUUCAUUGAGAACAUGGUUGUUGUUCAAUAAUAAAAUUAAUCCUCAAAAAUACAACUUGCCUAAUAAUUCUGCACUCCCUGUAUAAAGUCUUGGAAUACGGCCAGGGCGUUGCAUAACCCAAAUGGCAUUACCAGAUAUUCAUAGUGUCCACUACGGGUAUUAAAUGCCGUCUUCCACUCAUGAUUCUCUUUAAUUCUAACCAAAUUGUAAGCGCUCCUAAGGUCAAGCUUAGUAAAUACUUUAGCUCCCUGAAGUCUAUCGAACAAUUCGGAAAUGAGUGGGAUAGGGUAUGCAUUUUUUACAGUGAUUUUAUUAAGUGCCCUGUAGUCUAUGCAAGGGCGUAACUCACCACCCUUUUUCUCAACAAAAAAGAAUCCUGCACCAGCUGGUGAGGAUGACUUUCUUAUGUGCCCUUUGCUCAAGGAUUCUUUGAUGUAUUCCUCCAUUAUUUUACUCUCCUGGGGAGAUAAGGCAUAAACUGCCCCCUUAGGUGGCAUAGCGCCUGGAAACAGGUUAAUGGCACAGUCAUAUGCUCUGUGGGGAGGCAAUACAUCAGAUUGAGCCUUGUUAAACACCUCCUGAAGUUCUCGGUAUUGUAUGGGAACUCCAGGAGUUUGGGGAGUGGUAGUGGGAAGGUCAAUAGUAUCCAAUCUCUUUAGUACUGGUUUUAUACAUCUCCCCAUACACUCUUUACCCCAUUCUAAUAUCUCCCCAUUAGACCAGUCAAUAUAGGGAUUGUGCUUAUUCAGCCACGGAAACCCUAAUAUGAUAGGACAUGAUGGAGAAGUAAUAACCUGAAACGUCAUCUCCUCCCUAUGGGAGGCCCCAAUGGAGAUCGUAAUAGGGACAGUUUCGUGGGUUAUAAGCGGUUGUGUGAGUGGUCUACCAUCAAUAGCCUCUACAGCUAGCGGCGUAGGUCUCUCCCUGACCAGUAUCUCAUUACCCCUAAUAAACUGGACAUCAAUAAAAUUUCCAGCAGCACCUGGGUCCAUUAGGGCACUGCAAGAAAACUUCUUGUUAUCAAGGGAAAUAGAUACCUCAAGGAGGAAUCUACUUUUGUUUUUGUUAGAGGACAACUCCAUCACACCUAAGAUCUGUCCCCUUAAGGUUCUUAGGUGCGGAAGUUUUCCGGACGCACUGGACAAUUAGUUAUCAUAUGUCCCUUUCUAGGCAUAACCCCUCCCUUCUCCUAUACUGUUUUUCGGCCUCUGACAGUCUAGUGACCCCCAACUGCAUAGGUUCGGGUUCGGACUGUACAGGGAGGUUAGACAAAACAGGUUUAGAGAAUUGAGGUGCUAGGGACAUAGCCGUACGUCUGGUCUUGCUUCUGGUGACUUCUCUGAGUCUUAACCUAUUAUCAAUAUGCAUGACAAACGUAAUAAAUUCGUUAAGACUCUUAGGUAAUUCUUUAGCGGCUAUCUCAUCUAGUAUAGUCUCUGAGAGAACCUUUUUGAAUGCUGAGAUUAACCCAUUGUUAGUCCAGUCUACCUCGGAAUCUAAGGUACAGAAUUCAAUAGCAUAAUCCGAGAUAGACCGGUUACCUUGUCUGAUGUGCAUUAGGGCAGUGGAGGCGUCAUCCUCUCUACCCAAUGGCUCAAACGUGAGCUUGAAUUCGGCAAGGAAUUCCUGGUAAUUAUGAGCUAUGCUCCGAUUACUCUCCCACAACGGAUUAGCCCAGGCAAGGGCCUUGCCCUUUAAUUGAUUCAUUAGAUAACCAAUUCUUGCUCUGUCCGUGGGGAAUGACCCUGGUGAGGCCUCAAAAUGGUACUCCACCUGAUUAAGAAAACCCCUGCAUUCCUGGAUAUUGCCAUCAAACUGUAAGGAUGGUGAUAAGGAGAUGCUAGGAGUCAUAUUAACAGUGGGUGGAGGUACACAGGGUAGAGGUGCUAUAGGAGGAGACGCUGCAGGCUGCAGAUGCUCCGUUCUAGCGAGAAGCGUACUUAAAGCCUGAGUGAAUUGAUCCAUGCGGUGAUCAUUCUCCUCUAAUUUCCUCUCGCAAGCAGCUAUGUGCUGACACAGUUCUACAGGAUCUAUGGCCAUGUCGUAAUGUCAGGAUUACUGUUUGAUCCAGCACGUAGAACUGUACAGCACGGAUGACAAAUAAGUAACGUAUUACCGGUCCUUAGAAUGGCCGGAUUUAACGUACAAAGAAUAGUCAAAAAUACUAGCCGAGGUCAGGGAACACAGAAAGGGACACAGCGAUGAGGAAAGCCAGGAGUCAGGAUACCAGAAUAUAGAGAAGUCAAUAAACAAAGCCAAAGUCAAAAAACAGGUAGAAAACUAUAAACAGGAACGCGCUCUCAGACAAACACAAGGGAAACCACGACAGGGCACUGAGCAGGCUGAGAACUGGGCCUAAAUACCCCUCCUUUCUUUCUGAUCGGCUGUAACCUGCCUUUGACCCCAAAGUCAGUUACCAGGUUUCAUUUGCAUAAUUGCUGCUCAGCAUUAACCCUUCUGUGGAUUAGGUUGCUGCUCGGCACAACUUUUCCUGUGUGGACAGUAAAUGUCAUUAACCACAUUUCUAUAAGCGGAUGAAUACGUGACACCUGACUGGUAGUUCAAAAUAUCUUCCUUACCAUCCCAGUGCCAAUUACUGUUGUGAAGGAGUGUGUGAUCUGCACCUCUAGCAGGUGCAGAUCAUUGUUAAAGGACCACUAUAGGCACCAUGACCACUUCAGCUCAAUGAAGUGGUCUGGGUGCCAGGUCCAUCUAGGGUUAACCCUCCAGCUGUAAACAUAGCAGUUUCAGAGAAACUGCUAUGUUUACAAUAGUGUUAAUCCAGCCUCUUGUGGCUGUCUCAUUGACAGCCGCUAGAGGCGCUUCCGCGCCUCUCACUGUGAAAAUCACAGUGAGAAGACACUGGAUGUCCAUAGGAAAGCUGGAGAAAGGUAAGUGAAUAACCUCUUCCUCCCCCUUCAGCCUGGCUAGAGUGGGACCCUGAGUGUGGGGGCCUAAUGACCCUAUAGUGCCAGGAAAAUGGGUUUGUUUUCCUGGCACUAUAGUGGUCCUUUAACGCUGCCUACUGAUGUGUCAUGUCUCGGUGAAUCAGAAUUUUGCUGCUGGGUUACUCUCCCAGUUCUCUAAUAAUCACCAUUCUUGCUGAGGGUCAAGCCUCCCCCAAUAUAACACAUACAGCAUCCUCACUGCAAGUCAAAAAACAUUCAGUUCACUUUAGCAUGUUUUCCAAGUACUCGUUACCCAUUUCCCCUUUUGGCAUCUACUCUUCAUCUUGGCCUCACCCAAACCAACCUUGAAAAUACCAAUCGGAGAGGAGUCUCAAUCUCGACUCAAAUAUAAUUACUGCAUUACCAAUAUUUCCAGAUACGAUCAUUUCCAUGGCAGGUGUCCAAUCUAGUAUUACUUCUAUCGAUCAGUAUCCAUUACGAUUGCAGUUUAUCAAAUAGUUGAUCAUUACCCUUGUCAGUCAAGGUCUAGAGAUUUAUUUACUUAACUAAUAGAAGCAUUUAUUUUCCUGGCUUACAGUUUCUUUAUGGAAUGUAGACAUUUUAUAUUAAACAAAUAAAACCAUCUAGCAGCCACAAUGUACUUCCAAACACACUCUUUCUUUUGGAUAUAGUGUAUCGUCCUUUAAUAAAUGCAAGUUCUCAUGAAAUUCUAAGUGAAUCAAUAACAACAUAAACACUCUCUUCCCCAUGUCAAACCAGUGUCUGUUUCAUUGUGAGCUUUUUACAAAUUUAAUGUGCAUGCAUUUCACCCUUAGGCUGUUACUGCAGCUAUAUUCAUUCGAUUAGAUCUGCAUUUAGCAUGCAUUUAUAUUUGGGAAAUGGUCCGAAGUGGUUUUGGAAGUAUUUACAGAACUUUGUCAGUGACCUGUACGUGUAUAAUUUCAUAUAGCCACAAUAAAACGCUUUAACUGCAGAAAAAACAGACUGUAUUAUACUACAACAUCAACACAUUUCACGCUUUUGCCAGUAGGAGUAAUAAAUGUUUGAAGAAUGUAUUCCAACUAGUAUUUGGGUUUCAGUGUAAAUUUUUUAAGUGGCAGAUAUUUUUUUUUUUUUUCUCAAGGUUGUUUUUUUUUUUUCAGCAGAGUAAACUAGAUUGUAAUAAUUUAAUUUAUUGCCUAUGAGUUUUACUUUUAUGUAAACCCACUAAGGUGAUGUUCACGUAGACAUCAGACACAUAAUUAUUCAAAGAAUAUUCCAAGCACCAUAACCACUACAGUGUGUGCAUACCCCCCACAUCCCCUCCAACCUUCCUCAUUGUAAAACGUUUUUUUAUACUGGUUUUAUUUAUUUAUUUAUUUUCUCCUCCUUACCUGGCUUAGGCCAGAUGUUGCUCCCUGCUCCUUUUCUUAUGAUUAAUCCGCUGGAAGCCCCCAUGAGCAAAGACUUGUGGGGCAGGGCGUGGCUUGCUGAUCAGUUGACUCUCUCAGCCAAUGAUCUGACCCUUCACUGCAGAACGUAGCUCAAAUGAACUAUUGGAAUAUCCUACCAGCAACCUCUUCUGCUUCUAGAAUUAUUGGGGUUCAAAUCGAUCACUAACAAGAGUGGAAAUGUAGAGGUGGGAGCAGUGUCCCACGGACCCCAGGUAAGAAGUCAAACUAUUCGAAAAUGGCUUGACUACUUACACUGGGAGGUGGGCACCAGGGCACACUGCAGUAGUUAUGGUGUUUGGAGUAUUACUUCAAAUCCUAUUUAAAGGAACCCAAAAAAAGUGGCUUGCAAUCACUUUUAAAUGUAUAUAUUUUUAAUCCAUAGCUAUGUAUCAAGGGAAAAUUAAAAUGUUUUUCAUGUGAGUCCUCCAGAAGACCUUGUAACAAAAAUAGCUUCUUUCGUAACAUUGUUUUUGAAAUUAUCUGCAAACUCAUAAAACAGAGGUCAUGUAGAUUCCUGCUAAUGUAAACAGUGUGAAAAUUGGAACAAAUAUAACCACUCCUUGUAAUUUUAAAGGGAUACUCUAGGGCAGGGGUGUCAAACUCAAAUUCAUCGGGGGCCGCAUCAGCAGUUUGGUCACCCUCAAAGGGCCGGUUGUAUCUGUAGGCCUAUGUGUCCACUCUUUAUUAUCAUAAAUUGUCACUGCAUUCAAUUAUUACAUGGGCAGUACGUGUGUAUGGGGGGCAGUACGUGUGUAUGGGGGGCAGUACGUGGGGGCAGAACGGGUGUAUGGGGGGCAGUAUGGGGGCAGUGUGUGUGUGUAUGGGGGGCAGCAUGGGGGUAUGGGGGCAGUGUGGGUGUAUGGGGGUCUAGGGAAUAGUACAAGAUUAGAAGAAUGUAUAAGUUAAUGAUAAAUCAAUCUUCCCUCCCCCCCCCCAAUACUUUAAUUUAUUUUUCAUAAUAUUAUGUAAUACCUUGUGUCAACCUACUCCUGUAGCUUCAUAUCUUUAGGAAAGUUUUUAUUUUUGUUUGCUGUCCGUGUCACCUAUAGGUAUAAUAUGCUUAAAGGCUAUAGGAGCACACUCCUAUUCUUCUUUGAGACUGUUUAUAUAGCCAGUCUAGACUGCUUCAUUAUUGUGUAAAUUAUGUGAUAUGCUGUAGAUUCUAUUUAACUGAUACUUUUACUUGGCUAUGGCACUUUAGCUUGCUGGAGUUCUUUAUAUGUAAAGAGAGUGUCCUCUCUUUUUUUAAUUUUGCAAAAAGUUUAGAUUUCAGUAGAAAUUUGCACUUUUAGAAACAAACCUUGUUACAUCCCCUGGCUGUCUGACAACUGGUCCUGUUACUUCCUGGUCUGGUUAGCUCAGUGGAGCUAAACUCAAGAGUCAGCAAUUAGUCAACAAAAUUAGCACUGUUGUAGAGUGUCCUUUUUAAUAUUUUUUUAAUAAAUGAUUAAUUCCAAUUUUGGAAGGGUUUGCAAGAAGAUUUAAAACUUUCAGUAAAAAGCUAAAAUAUAUGAGAAAAAAUAGGACACUAAAAUAAGAAGAUCCUGUACUGAAAAUCAAAAAACAAACUAAGCACCAAGCACUAAUUUUUCUAAUUUGUUUCAAUAAAAAUUGACAUUUCCCAGAAGGCAUGGGAUCUGUAGAUUAUCUUUCACUAAUUAGUUUAGCUUAGAACAUGUGGGCAGAAGGUAAACCGGAAUACAUCGACUGAUAAAAUACUAUUUAGCAACUUACUUAAAGGGUGGGGCAUGCAGACUUGCAUAAGGGCAACUAAAUGUUAUAACAUACAAAAUACACAAUCCAGUGCACUCGCUUAUUCACUAAACAAUGAAUUUAAAUCUCAGAUUUCCUUUAUUUAAAAACAUUCCUGAAAUCACAUUUGAUAUCAAUACAUUUUACCAGACUUCCUCUGUGUGUAUGUAACUAAUUAUGUUAUCUCACUUUUCACAUCGUUAAAAACACACACACAAAAAAAAACUCUUACGCCCUUUAGAUAAAACUCAUUGGGUGAUCAUUACAAUAACUGUGGUGGCCAGACAUUUUAUAGCUUUUUAUAACAUUCUUUUUUUUGUCCCGUAUAUUGAAAAUAGAAUUUUAGAUAACAAAUACAUAAAUGCAAAAAAAGUAAUAAAGUAUACAAUGUAUUGGACAUUUUAAGGCAUGACUUCAUACUAAAUAAUGGGUAAGUAACAAACUUUAAAUACAUACGUUUGUAUGAAGUAAUAAAACAUAGCUGUUUGAUCACAGGAAAGGAUGUAACUAAAAUAAAACAUUGAAAUUUUAUAUAAAAUUAGAUGUAAACAUGCUAUUAAAAAUCAUUGCAUGGAAAUAAAUCUGUAUAUAAACCGCUUGUGUAUUAUUUACAAAACAUUUUUUUUUUCUCCAGUGAAAUAUUUCAUAGGAAUUUGUCAUUUUAAAGAAGAAUCGAUUGUUUAGAUUUUUUUUAAUAUAUAUAUAUAUAUAUAUAUAUAUAUAUAUAAUAAUUUUUAUUUUAUUAACCAUUUUUUGUACACAACAUUUAUGCUAUAUUUUCAAUGUUUAGAUUUAAGUAGUUGCUUUCUAGCCUGUAAGUUUAUCUUCAGCCUUCGUUCUGAGUAAUCCUUUAUCUAGAAACUCUUGCUAUUUUCUAUGUGUUUAUAAUGGACGUUUAUGAUCUUAAUGUUCUUCAGAAUUGAAUGAAAACGUUCUAGAGCUGUCUUAUGGGUAUAUGUAAGUAAGAACAGAUCGUAGUAUGAUGACAAUGAAUAGUUAUAAUCAAGCUGUUCAAUCCAGCUCUAAAAUGUAUGAGUAUACUUUUGAGAUACAUCUGACUUUGAUCAUACUAUAUUGGGAGAGUGUUCCUCCAGGUGGUGGUGGUGUUAUGGUAGGUUGUUGAUAGACAGAGAGCGGAGGUCUCAGUAGUGUAUAUAUAAAAACAAAAUCCUGGAUAUUGGGAUAUCCAUUACUACUCCUUCAACUAAUUCACUGCCAUUAUUGUAUACAACAUAUCUUGGAUAUUAAAUGGCCUUGAAUACCCUUGACAUGACUUAUUGCAGGGAUAUUAGUGGCAAAUUGUUUACUGAAUGGUACAGUUAGUAUCAGCAUUACUGUACGUAUGAUUCACAGUCACAGGAACCUUUAGCAGAUCCAAAUAGUGUUUGUUGCAUAUGACUGAGUCAAUAUAGCCAAAUUAGAAAAAUUGUGCACAUCUGUUAAGUUUUCUGUUUUGCUAUUGUUACCAAAAAAAAAAAUGUACUCUGAAUUCCCAGCAAUUCACAUUUUAAUGAGUAACCAUGUUUGUCUUACUCACUAUGAUGAUGCAUGAGAGAGAGAAAAAACAACACUGUCAAAGGAACACUGGCAUUAGGAAUACAAACUUGUAUACCUGACCCUAUAUCAUGCUUCUACUUACUUAAGUGUUCCCCUGUAAUGGUUUGAAAGGAACGUUUUACUUUCCUUUAUUCCUUCGCCAUGAAGAUCUUUACGCAGCCACUCAGCCUCUAUGGCUGAGCUAAUUAAGUUUAAUCUAUACAUAGCAAAUUUGAUUAAUGUUAAAUAACUGUGUUGCAAGAUAAACCUUUUACCUGAUGUGUCAUUAACAUGAUAUAUAAAACAAACAAACAAAAAACCUAUUCAUAUGAGAAUAAGCCCGAUGUUUGUUCUUUGGCUUAUUUAAGUUUACUUUGUGUUAUAGAAGUUCCAUCUGACUUUUUGGUUGUUUUGUUUUUGUGGGGAUUUUUUUUUUUUUUUUUUACUGAAAUCUUAAAACUGAGUAUUACUUUAAAAUCUUGAAUUGGUACAAGAAUGAGAGACUUUUUGGACUCUUUGCUAAAUGUAGAGACUGCCCUUGAGUAAAAGACAAUAGACUUUUAAACAGUCGAUUCCAUGCCGACGAAUUAUACUUUUCAAACCUUGAACAAUUGAAACCUUGAAUUAUCCCCUUUAGUCACUUUAAGUAUCUAAAAGAGAAAAGAAUGACCAUUUAUUUUUCCCUUUUUCCUUCUCUUUCAGGUCAACAAACUAGAACGAGAGAAAAACCAGGAAAUCCGACAAAUCCGUGAGCACGAACAGCAUAAAAAUAUUGUCUUUGUCACCGAAUUGAAGGCCAAACUUCAUGAGGAGAAAAUGAAGGAACUACAGGCUGUCAGAGAAUCGUUAUUAAGACAACACGAGUUGGAGUUAGUAAGGGUUAUUAAGAUAAAGGAUGCUGAAAAUCUAAGACUGCAAACAAUUGUAAAUGCUUUACGGGACGGAGCACCAGAAAAAGUUAAAACUGUUCUUUACAGUGAGGCAAAAGAGGAAGCCAAAAAGGGCUUUGAGUUUGAGAAAAUCAAAAUGCAACAAGAGAUUUUUGAACUGAAAGGAGCUAAGAAACAGGUGGAAGAAGCUUUGACUGUGGUUAUUCAAGCAGAUAAAAUGAAAGCUGCGGAAAUAAGAAGUGUAUAUCACUUACACCAGGAGGAGAUCUCCAAAAUUAAGAGGGAAUGUGAGCGAGAAAUUCGUCGAUUGGUAUGUGUGGCUAUUAAAUGUAUUUUUUAAAAUCUUUUUUUUGUUAAAUCCCUAAAAUUAUCAUCACUGUAGAUUAUCAGAUAUGUUUUGCAGGUAUGGUUUAAGUGUCUUAUUCCUCAGGUCUAAAUGUUGGUUAAAUAUUUUGUAUUUUAUUAAUUUUAUCAUGUUUUUUUUUAAUUGCGUGAAUAAAAACAAAGGCAAUACAUCAGUAACACAUCGACGGUUACAUGCAUCAUGUACCUUUACCAAUGAGACAGAUACAAUAACUGUCGCUGUCUAAUCAUCUUGCAUACAUGGCAUGCAUUACAAGUUUGUGGAGUGUACGUUGACAUUUUUCCACAGGGCAUGACAUUGUUAAUGUGAGUGCACAAAGUAUAUACCGUUUCUUAGUGCUCGGUUCUGAAUUGUGGGUUGCUUCUACCUUUAAAUUUUCUGUAGUAGAGGUAAUGGUAAUCCAGCACAAAUGUUAAUAGCAAAGCUAACUCGGUGGAGACUCUGCUUAGAAUUGCAACUUGAGGGUCGUCUUGCGUUGGUGUGGGAGGGAUCUGCUCAAGCUGAGCAGUUUGAGGAGUCUUUAGGGGGGACUCUCUUAGCACCAAGUGUAGUGGUUUUGGUGUUUGUAAACCUUGUCCCUGCAGUCUGACUAAUUAAAGCUUUGAGGUUUGUAAAAAACUACAAUGUAGAAUCAUACCUAGGUCACUUGGCAUGCAGAACAAUUUAUGUUGGUAAUUUUCCCACUCUCCUCCCAAUUUUACAUUUUGCCCAUAUCUCCGAACCCUUCUUGUGUGUUUCUCCUAAUCCCCUCUUUCAGUCUUGUGUGUCUCUUAACCCUUUUCACCCUUUUGUGCUUCCCUUAACCCUUAUUACUUUUUGUGUAUCUCUUUAUACAAAAAGCACCCCCUUAACUCUUGUCUGCAAUCUUCAUCCCUUUUUUGUCUACAUACAUAUGAAGGGACAUGCAAUCAUACAUUCAUUUACAUACAAACAUGGACACACACAUACACAAUUACAAACCAUAAUAUACACAGUUGCAGUUAGAAAGUCACACACACACCGUCCAAAGUCACGCAGCCUCACACAUAUACAGCAGUUAUCGACACACACACACACACACACACACACACACACACACACACACUCAUCAAAGUUCCCUCUUACCUUUAUGGGCACGGCAUUUCCUGCUGUCUAGUGAUUGAAGUUGCAGGUAACUGGCUACUUCCUCCCUGCUAGACCCAGUGUGGUCACUCGACAAAGAAUUACAUGCAGGACGGGGGAACUGUGUGUUUACUAGAUGGAAAAAAUAGAUCAGCACCUACUGCAGCUUUCAAUAGUAAACUGUAUGCACCCCCCUCCCACCUGUCACCUGGGAUUGACCAUUCCCCUUCACCCUCCUUAUUACUCCCCUGCUGCCAUUUUUUACAUUUGUCGGUUAGUAUGCUUCAAAACAUAGCCACCCAGAUGUUGCUGAACUACAACUCCUGUGAUUCGCUGGCCAUCUAUUGCAUUCAAAGAGUAAGGGGUGGGACAUGUAUACUAAGAAAAUAACACUCUAAUAUCAAUAAAUAAUGUGCAAAUAAGUAUACAUUUUAAUGUUAAUAUGUUAUCUUUAAUGCUUUUUAUGAUUAAACUUAUAGGUCACCAUUGCUGAAAAUGGCACUAUUUUGCUUAGCUCUCACAUUUACGUGUGUGUAUGUGUGUGAUGAAUAUAUAUUUAUAUCAGUUGGAAAUAACAGAACACACCCAAAAUAUUAUGUUUACAAAAUAGGAUCCAUAAAAUUUUUAUACAAGUUUCACUGUCAUAAAAAAUCAUUGCGUAGCAAUCGCAUAUUAGGUUUUGGACUGAGCUUACGAUCGUUAAACUCUUCAGAACGUCCGACAGUAGCAUUACUUUCACAAAGAGGUGGUUUUUAUUUGAUACAUUGUUAUCUUGUUAGAAAAUGAGGCAGUUUGUUUUGUGAAGGACAAAGAUGUCGAAGAAAGUGGAACCAGUAAGUCAGUGUUUAAAAAUGAGAAAAAUCUAUCAUAAUAUACCUAUAACUAUCAGGGUACAGAUGAAAAAUAAAUCCUCUUUAAGAUUGAUAGGAUUUUUUUUGUUGUUGUUUAUGAUCUUUUUUCUGUGUCACAUAUACAUUGUUUUGGAUUCAAUAAUUGAAGGAGGUUCAUUGUUAAACCGUUGGCAGCCAUGUUUCCAGGAAUUAAAGGGACGUUAUUUCUUGUUUUUGUUAAGGGCCAUUGGUAGAUUGCUUGCCCACUCUGUAUCCACCUCCACCCACUGACGGAUGUUCUCCCAUUUUCUUACUACGACAACUACCAUUUCAGGGGAUUACUAUGAUUUUUUAUCAUCAUGUAUUGGUUAGAAGUUAAAUAUUUUUACAGUAACAUUUUUUUGUCCAUACACAUUUUCUCAUGUAUUUGUAAGGUUUCUUUUAAUGUUCUGUAUUCUUGUAAAUUUGACGUGCCGCAUCUGCAUUGGAUGUUCAGAAAACUUACUGCCUUGCAGGAUGCAUGGCAAUAGGCUGUUAGCAUGCAUUGAAUAUCCUAGUGAUGAAUUGAAUAGUGAUUCUUUUGUUUAUACAGAACAUUUAGCGGUUUGUGCUCUAGAAUGUAAGGAUGAAGAGUCAUUCAUUGUGCACUACAAAAGUACCAUAUGGAGUCAUGGAUGAAUUCUGCUUACAGCAAUAGCUCUAAGUUUUAAUUCUGGCUUUGAAAUUUAGAUGUUAAAGAAACACUGUACCACUAGGAAUAAAAACCUCCUAUAGUAUUCUUCUUUGCAUUUAGUUUCAGGGCCCUUCUCUAAAUCUAAAUAAAACAUGGUAGAAGGGAUAUUACUUAUCUUUUUAUUAUUUUUUUGCCAACACCAAGAUCAAAUUCUUGCAGCUGCUUGAUCCAUCUCCUAAGAUGUCAUGCUGACCCUUCCUCUUCACAAAUAGGAGCAUUGAGGACAAAAAGUGCAUACGUGGCCAGCGCUGUGCUCCUCGUAUCAAAUGGAGGCUAGCUGUGAAAAUCAAGACUCACUGCUCGCGGUGGAAGGGUUUCUAGUGGCUGCCAGGAAAACGGCCUCUAGAAGUGUACUUAACACUUCAAUGUGAGCAUUGCCAUACGUAUUAAAUGGCAAAGGUUUACAUUUCAGGGUUGAAUUGAAAGGGCGACUGCACCCAGACCACUAAAUUGAAAGGUCUGUGUGCGCCCUUGGUGAUUCUUAAAGGCUUUGUUUACUGCAAGAUAUUAUGAUGUCAAGUCAAGCAUUGACCAUGCCGGGAUUUUAAUACAACAGUGUUUUAUGGUUGGAGUAAUCCUUGCUGUCACGCCCCCACCUUAAAAAUAAAUUCAUUAAUAAAGGGAAAGCUCACAUAUAAUUCAAGCAGAAGAUCAUUUCUCCCUUCAGUUUAAUUCGCCAUUUGAUUUCACUCCCCCUGACACAGGGAAAGGGAUGCCACAGAGGUACGGCUGAUGGGUGGCUUGUGGGACAUAAGGAGGACCUGGCCACCAUUGGACGUCCAUCGCCAGCAUGCUAUGCCUGGUUUCAUGCCCAAGCCUAACAUCACAGCACUUUUAUAAAUGUCCAACAUGUGUCUAAAUAUGAAAACCAAACUUUCUUCACAAAUUAAUACUGCUAUAGAAUCCUGUACUAUCUUAUUUAUUUAUUUAUUUUUUUAAUAAUUUAAUAGGUACCAUUUCCACACCAUUAAAUCAGCAGCAUCACAGCAGAAAUAGUCUGACCAUGAUCAUUAAUUGCAUUUGUGAUUUAAUGGUUUGAUGUCCAUCCAUUCUCAUCCAUGGUACUUCCAUCUACUCUUUUAAAAAUGUUUCUAAUAUACACAGGAUUUGGGAUUUAUCCCUUUACCCUGACAGUGUGCUGCUCAGACAUUAGUCAUUUAUUUUAUACUAACCCAGAAGAGGAAUGGAUGGCUUGGAUCAGAAUGCCAGCUGCGACGCAUGCAAAGUUAAGUAGAUAAUGUAAAGUCAAAAUAAUAAUAUAUUACAGAUAAUGGGAUAAUAAACCUGUACUAAUUUUACUUUGUGUUCUAUAUUGAUGCAGCUUUCCGAACAUAGGAAAAAUCUAAAAAAGAAUAUCCAGGGCAGACGGGUGAGAAAUUAUUCCUAUUCUUUGUAUGAAAAUAUUCUUGUUUUGCACUUUUGAAAUUUGUAAAUUUAUUGAGAAAAAAAUAUAUAUUUUAUUUUACCUUUUGUGGAAAAAUGUAAUCCUAAUAAAUCUUAAUCUGUUAUUUUAAAGGGACUCUCCAGUGCCAGGAAACAAACCCGUUUUCCUGGCACUGCAGGAUCCUGCAGUGUCCCCCUCCCUACUGCCCCCAUCCAAUGUCGCUGAAGGAGUUAAAACCCCUUCAGCUACUCACCUGAAUCCAGCACCGAUGUCCCUCGGUGCUGGGUAAGGCUCCGCCCAUGCUCCUCCCCCCACCUGUGUCAGCCGGCUGGGGAGACCUAAUGCGCAUGUGCGGCAAUGGCCACGCAUGCGCAUUAAACCUUCACAUCGGAAAGCAUUAUUCAAUGCUUUUUUUAUGGGGAAAAUCUGACGCUGGAGGUCCGUGAGGUGGUCCAGCAUCAGAUAACGGAUUAAAAGUCCGAUAUGAAUCAGGAAGCGCCCCCAGUUGCGGUCUGAUAGACAGCCACAGAGGGCAGACUUAGAGCUGCAAUGUAAACAUUGCAGUUCUCUGUAACUGCAAUGUUAUACAUUGCAGCACUAAGUGCAAUACGGGCACAGCACCCAGACCACUUCAAUUAGCUGAAGUGGUCUGGGUGUCUGGAGUGUCCCUUUAAGUAAAUGGUAUGUGUGUGUAUGUAUAUGCGUAUGUUUUUUUUUUUUCUGGAAUAAUUUGGGGUUUUUUACGAACAAUUCCUUCUGCUUGGGAAUAUGCAUUUACUCAAUUCUAUUGAAGGGAUACUACAGGAGUCAACAAAACAUCAGUUUUGUUUCUAUCCAUGCAGCUGUAUCCACACCUCCCCUGGUUUUAUUGACUACUCUCUAAAUUGACCUCUAAUCACACAAAGGAGAUAAAAAAGAUUUUAAAAAAUCUAAAUUAGAGUGUACAAUAAAGGAAGUUUCAACAUUAGAUGACUCUAUAAUGUUUUGAAUCUUGUAAACCAAUUCUUAAAAGUGUAUAGUAAAAAUGUGAAGCUUUUUAAUAAAAUUUGCAACAAUUUUGCUGUUUUGUAUAAAUUAUUUGCAAUUUGUUAAGAAGUUAAAUGAAUCAUAGCUCAACACAAUACAUGUUUUUACCCUUUCCAUAUUAAAUUAAUAUAUAUAUAUAUAUAUAUAUAUAUAUACAGGGAGUACAGAAUUAUUAGGCAAAUGAGUAUUUUGACCACAUCAUCCUCUUUAUGCAUGUUGUCUUACUCCAAGCUGUAUAGGCUCGAAAGCCUACUACCAAUUAAGCAUAUUAGGUGAUGUGCAUCUCUGUAAUGAGAAGGGGUGUGGUCUAAUGACAUCAACACCCUAUAUCAGGUGUGCAUAAUUAUUAGGCAACUUCCUUUCCUUUGGCAAAAUGGGUCAAAAGAAGGACUUGACAGGCUCAGAAAAGUCAAAAAUAGUGAGAUAUCUUGCAGAGGGAUGCAGCACUCUUAAAAUUGCAAAGCUUCUGAAGCGUGAUCAUCGAACAAUCAAGCGUUUCAUUCAAAAUAGUCAACAGGGUCGCAAGAAGCGUGUGGAAAAACCAAGGCGCAAAAUAACUGCCCAUGAACUGAGAAAAGUCAAGCGUGCAGCUGCCACGAUGCCACUUGCCACCAGUUUGGCCAUAUUUCAGAGCUGCAACAUCACUGAGUGCCCAAAAGCACAAGGUGUGCAAUACUCAGAGACAUGGCCAAGGUAAGAAAGGCUGAAAGACGACCACCACUGAACAAGACACACAAGCUGAAACGUCAAGACUGGGCCAAGAAAUAUCUCAAGACUGAUUUUUCUAAGGUUUUAUGGACUGAUGAAAUGAGAGUGAGUCUUGAUGGGCCAGAUGGAUGGGCCCGUGGCUGGAUUGGUAAAGGGCAGAGAGCUCCAGUCCGACUCAGACGCCAGCAAGGUGGAGGUGGAGUACUGGUUUGGGCUGGUAUCAUCAAAGAUGAGCUUGUGGGGCCUUUUCGGGUUGAGGAUGGAGUCAAGCUCAACUCCCAGUCCUACUGCCAGUUCCUGGAAGACACCUUCUUCAAGCAGUGGUACAGGAAGAAGUCUGCAUCCUUCAAGAAAAACAUGAUUUUCAUGCAGGACAAUGCUCCAUCACACGCGUCCAAGUACUCCACAGCGUGGCUGGCAAGAAAGGGUAUAAAAGAAGAAAAUCUAAUGACAUGGCCUCCUUGUUCACCUGAUCUGAACCCCAUUGAGAACCUGUGGUCCAUCAUCAAAUGUGAGAUUUACAAGGAGGGAAAACAGUACACCUCUCUGAACAGUGUCUGGGAGGCUGUGGUUGCUGCUGCACGCAAUGUUGAUGGUGAACAGAUCAAAACACUGACAGAAUCCAUGGAUGGCAGGCUUUUGAGUGUCCUUGCAAAGAAAGGUGGCUAUAUUGGUCACUGAUUUGUUUUUGUUUUGUUUUUGAAUGUCAGAAAUGUAUAUUUGUGAAUGCUGAGAUGUUAUAUUGGUUUCACUGGUAAUAAUAAAUAAUUGAAAUGGGUAUAUAUUUGUUUUUUGUUAAGUUGCCUAAUAAUUAUGCACAGUAAUAGUCACCUGCACACACAGAUAUCCCCCUAACAAUAGCUAUAACUAAAAACAAACUAAAAACUACUUCCAAAAAUAUUCAGCUUUGAUAUUAAUGAGUUUUUUGGGUUUAUUGAGAACAUGGUUGUUGUUCAAUAAUAAAAUUAAUCCUCAAAAAUACAACUUGCCUAAUAAUUCUGCACUCCCUGUAUAAAGCCAUAUGUCCACUGAAUAUAUUAACAUACACCCGUGUGUUAUAUGAUUUAUAUGGAACAUUCUAUUGUACACUAUUAUUCUACAAGUGUGUGAUCUCCAUUACAACCAGGAGAUUAAAAAUGCAUUAAAACAGUAUAUUUAUAAGUGUGUAAGAUCCAUUAGGGCAGAUGAGAAUGCAUUACAUCAUUAUAUUUCAAUGCAUGCUUAAUGCUAUAACAGCCAGUUAUUUUAGUGAAUUUCCGGUGUGUUAGCAACAUUAGCACUGACCAUUAUAGAAGAAUAGAUGUCGUCGUAAACUCUGUCUUGAAAGUAUAGAUAAAAUAUUGUGGCGAAGCCAGCUAGUUUUCUCUGUUAACUUUGUAACCAUUUUUCAGCGGUCUAUAAAAUAUUACUCACUGACUGUCAUCAACAAGAAAACCAAAAAAAAAACCCCACAUGGUUUCAUUCCUUCUUGAAAAUUACUACCACUCUUACUUUUAUCUCAAACUCUUAAAAGAACACUCCAAGCUCCCUAUCCACUACAGUCUGCUGAAUGGAGUUGACAGGAGAACCUCUCCGCUCAUAUCCAUCUAUUCAAAGAAGUAAUUGAGGGCACAUCCAGAACAUGCAUUUCUCAGCAACAUGUUGCUGCCACCGAGACCAAAAUUUAUACAAAAUAAGGAUUAAGGAAUAGCGCACACACAACUACAGUUUUAAAAUUUUACUUUUCCUAAUUUUACUAAUUCUACUUAAAAUCACCUAUCUUAGCAAACAAACACAUUUUGGGUUUCAGUUCCAUCACACUGCCAUAUUGUGUUAAGCCCAACACUACGCCACAGUACCCCAAUAUCGGUGGGUCCUACACUAAUUUUAACACGGGAGACAUUAAAUAAUGCUAGUGCUAAAUGAACUAACGUGUAUUUAAUCCCUUAAGGACUGAGCCAAAUGUGCACGUUUUGAUCAACAUGAAACGUAAACAAAACCUGGAAUUUGACUAUAUGUCUAACCGUAAUUCACCUCUUUCAUAUUAAGUGCCCCCACGCUUAUUAUAUGUCAUUUUAUUCAGGAGAAAUAGUGCUUUUAUUUAACACCAAAUGUUUAGCUAUGAAACAUAAUUAAAUAUGAAUAAAAUAUAAAAGAAUGUGAGAAAUUAAGAUUUUUUUUUUAAAUUUUUUUUUAGUUCUGCAUGACAUUUUAACUGUGAAUUUUUCUAAUACUGUUUGCUUUUACUGCAAUAAAAUACACAUAUUUGUAUUCAGUGAUGUCUCACAUGUAAAACCGUACCCCCUAUGUACAGGCUUUAUGGUGUUUUGGGAAGUUACAGGGUCCAAUAUAGCAUGUUACAUUUUUCAGUUUUUUCACAUUAAAAUUCGCCAGAUUGGUUACGUUGCCUUUGAAAAAACUGAAACACAAGCCUUAUAUUUGACUCUCUAUCUUUUGAAAACUCCAUAAAACCUGUACAUGAGGGGUACUGUUAUACUCAGGAGACUUCGCUGAACAGAAAUAUUAGUGUUUAAAAACUGUAAAACAUAUCACAACAAUUAUAUCAGUGUAAGUGCCGUUUGUGUGUGAAAAAUGCAAAAAAUGUCAGUUUCACUAAUGAUAUCAUCGUUGUGAUACAUUUUACUGUUUUGAAACACUAAUAUUUGUGUUCAGCGAAGUUUCCCGAGUAAAACAGUACACCCCAUGUACAGGUUUUAUGGUGUCUUGGAACGCUACAGGGUUAAAUAUAGUGCUAGAAAAUUUAAUUCUCUGGACUUUCUGCCUGGGUUAUCAGGCAGGUCCCGCAAAUUGUAAUUAAUAAAAUGACUUAAUUAUGUAAAAUUAUUAUAUAAAUAUAUACGUAGAAUUAAAAUAUAUAUAUAUAUAUAUAUAUAUAUAUAUAUUUCUUUCUAAGUUUAUUUUGAUAUCUAUAUAUAUUAAUAUUAAAAUACAGUUAGAACGAAAUUAAGCCUAUUUUUUUAACGUAUAGUUAUAUAUUUUAUAUAUAUAUAUAUAUUUAAUCAUUCUAUGUGUAUUUUGAUAUUAAUAUAUAUUAUUAAAAUAGUUAGUGUAUGUGUAUUUUAAUAAAUACUUAGAUUAUAUAUAUAUAUAUAUAUAUAUAUAUAUAUAAUCUAUAUGAUCUAAGUAUAUGUUUUAUUUUACAUUGUUUUAUUUUAUUAUAGGCAGCAGGGGGACUACCUGUCAUUCCAGGCACUCCCCCGCUGCCACUGCUAUGGACGGCUAUUCCGUCCAUGUGAUUGUGAUGUCCUUGCAAGGACCUCACAAUCACAUGGCCCAGGAGGGCCGGAUUGGCAGGAAGGGGGACUACCUGGGAUUCUAGGCAAGACCCCAUCGCGAUCACUAGCGAGCGGGUAAGUCCCCUCAAUGGCGGGAACGUACUAUGCCUUCCGCCGACGUUUAGAGCCAGGUCCCCAAGGACGGCAUAGCACGCCCGCCGUCCUUAAGGAGUUAAUCUGUUGUAAAAGCAUUGUUAAUAUAUGUAAGGAAAAUGUAUUGUACUAACACACAAUUCAAAAAAUUACUGUGUCCACACUAAACAAUUAAAGUGAUAGCCCUUGGAUGGUUAUUCUCAUAAUGUAUAUCAUAAUAUUUCCCAUGUUAAAAUUAGUGUAGGACCCACCGAUAUUGGGGUACUGUGGCAUAGUGGUGGGCUUAGCACAAACACGAUAAAACUCCCUACUCUUCAAUUAGAAAUAUUACCAUUGUUCAAUUGGAUAUUUCAAGUCAGACUAUAAAAGCGGUCCUCAUUGACACGUAAAUGAGCACAGACAGGCACAGAGUUUCAGACUUCAUACUGCAUUGUUAAGGGUAUCUGCGGAGUGCAGGUAUAGCGCGAAGCCUGUCUGUGCUCUUUUGCAUGUCACGCAACUCUGGGAUAGUUGUCGAAACUUUAUUUUUUGAGUUUCUGUUCCUAAGGAAGACUUUUUUUAAAGUCCAACUUGAGGUAUACAGGUGAUGUACAUGAGUGUGUAUAGAUAUGUGUGUGUGUGAAUAUAAAAUAAUUUAUUUAUUUUAUUUUUCAGCUUGUGAAACUGUUUAUAUAAAUGAUUGUGCGCUCCACCUAAAUGUGAUUCGUAGGUGUGACAGAGCAGACGAUUAAUCUCGUUUUAUGGCAUCUCAUAGAAAUUCUUCGAUUGGCUCUCUUGUCACCACCAUAUGUUUUAUGCCUAAUCUCCAUACUUCCCAGUGCUCUGGUGACAUAUUAAGACAUCAAGGCGCCUUAUAAGUUUAUUUUCUUGGCAGCUGAGACCGCUUCCUAAGGCAGCUGAUUAAGUGGACCCUGCACAACCAGGUCCCCGUAAUGAAUCAAUCCUGUUGAUCCACCAGCAGUGAGGGGAAGCUUUUGAAAAUCUAUAUUUUAGCUCAUUAGCCCCUUUGAAGUUGUUUUGAUUUAUAACCUGGCCACAAUACUUUAUCUUAAUGUAUCCUAAAAUCAUUUUAUUAUUUUCAGUUGACAAGCAUAAUUAUUUAUGCUCAAUGUUUCAUUGUUAAUAAAAAAGCCAACUCUGCCUUAUUUCAUAUAUAGCUGUAGCUGCUGCACACUAUUACGUAUCACCCAACCAGAAAAUCAACGAAACCAAACCAGUGGUACAAGGCCAGUAGAUAAAAUUCUGUGUGCAAAGUGGAGCACUUUUUGUGAAGAGUAAUAGACAAUGAUGUUUUUAUACCCUCAGUAGAGGUGUAUAUUUCUUUAAAAUUCCAUCCGAAUGCACAUUUAAAAAUUGAUGAUCUAGCAAGGGAAUAGUGUAUUAUCGCAGGUGAAAAUCAGUUCUUACCCAUAUAUGUGAGUAGGAACAUUGUAUUGAUAUUCUUAAUAUAUUCUUAGAUAUUCUUGCUUAUAAUGAAAAUCCUCCAAACCAUCUAGAGCAGGGGUGCCCAAAAGGUAGGUGAACUACAACUCCCAUAGGUGAACUACAACUCCCAUGAUGCUUUGCAUGCCUUUAAAAUGUUUUUAGAAUGACAAAGAUAAUGAAAGUUGUAGUUUUAGAACAACAGGGGGAUCUACCUUUUGGGCACCCCUGAUCUAGAGAGUGGCAUCACCUGUUUCUUUAAGCCGCAUCAACCUUCCAACUUGCGUUUCAUUGUUACAUCCUAUUAUUAUUAUUAUUAUUAUUAUUAGAUUUUUUUUUUUUACAUGUGCAUUUUGUGUGAAUUUUAAAGACAUAUACACCGCUACAUGUGCAUUUUGUGUGAAUUUUAAAGAAAUAUACACCGCUAUUGAUGUCAUAAAAACAUCAUAGUCUAUUACGCUUUACAAAUAACUCUACUUUGCUCACCCAAUGUUUUAUUAUAGUGGCUAUCUCUGCUUUCUCAGAGUGACAGACAAUAUGUAACUAUUGAGACCGGUUAGAGGUGCCAGUGGAGAUUAAUGUAAUUUAGCGGUCUAUAAAAAAAAACAAAAAAAAACAAAUGUCAGCUGUAACGGAACGCCUGGCACCCCGACUGGGUACCUUCCUUUUGACGGAUGCUUCUACUGCUUUCCAAGAGCUCCAAGCACUCCACAAGACACCAUAACCACUCCAGACCCCACGAACCGCCGCAGCUUGGUUGGGGUCUUGCUGUCUUCCACCCACUCUGGACCCAGGACCAGGACCCCCUUCCAGUAGGUAGGCCUCUCUUAGAAUCCAGAGAGCAGGAACAGAAACAAGAACCGCUCUUACAAGAGCUAGUGAUUAUACUCUGGGGAGUAUAGUGAUUAUAGCAAUCCCCCAAACAUGAGCCAAGACUUCAUGAAGGGUAGAACUGGUCUCUUUACCCCUUAAGGACACAUGACAUAUGUGACAUGUCAUGAUUCCCUUUUAUUCCAGAAGUUUGGUCCUUAAGGUGUUAAUGAGCACAAAGGCAUUUUUUUAAUACACAUUUUCCCCCACAAGGCUACCACCCACGUGGACCUUGUGGAGCACAAGACACAAACCAAUCAACACAGUAUUGUACAGUUAAAUACUCCCAGCUAAUGUACACAAACCCUCCCCUCUGCCUGUGAUACAAUUACCAAACACAAUGGACUAACUCAAGUACUACAGGCAGAAAAUAUAAAUGUUUACCCAAAGUCCAGAAACACCCCAAAACACAAACUUAUCCCUAUAAAUCCUACAUCCCUGGAUAGCCCUGAUCUGGGUGAACAACAUAUCCAAAAAUCACCCAGAUCAGAGAAGGGGUUCAAAAGUUUUAUGGAAGUCACAUCUGACCGACCGCAAUCAUGGCUUUCAUGCCCAAAAUAGUUCCACAGACUAAGACUGUGUGGCUGGUCUAGCUUCUCCUCUAUCCUGGAGACAAAUGGCUUAAGUGGCUGUGGUAAGCCAAUUAUCUCCAGGUACAGGAAAUAUCUCUAAGUCAGAAACCGCCACAAAAACCACAUAAAAAUACAUAAGUCUUAUAAUACGUCUAACCUAUAUGUCCAAUAUAGCUUGGAUCUGAGCGCUCAAUAUGUCCAAUGUUAAAAGUGCCCUAUAGUACAGGGAAGGGGUCAGAAAAUAGCAAGGGCUGAUGGGAGAUUGAGGAGGGACAAAGCAACCAGUUUAUACUGGUCUGGCAGUGUCCCUGGGACAAUGCCCUGCUGGAGAAACAAUAGACAAGAAAAAGGGGUAGGUGAAGAGGCACAUUUUCCCAUGGUAUUAAAGGGGCAGAAAAAGUGUUUUAAAAUCCAAUAUGCCCAAAUAAAGCUUUUAAAGGGGCAAUACAUCCCAGAGACCAUAGUCACAGGGUAAGAGGCUGCCAAGCAGGCCUCUCCAAAUCCCAGUGAUGAAGGUGCUUUCGUCACAUCAGCCUUAGCACAAAGUUAUAAAAUAAGAAAAAGCAGCACAUAGUGAUGUACAGCAUACAACGCUGACACGCAAGAUCAUAAGUAGCACUCACAGAGCUGAAAGCAAAUGGAUGCCUUGAAAUCCAUAAAUGGAUUAUACUGGUCUGCCUUCCACCAUUCAGGGUAAUACAGCAGGUCCAGGAAUAUCAGGUAGCAGAAUCAGGAUGCAAAUAAAAAAAAUAAGCUUGUAGAGCAAAGUAUAAAUUUAUUGAGGCAACAAACUGCCUAAUAAAAAUUAAUGAAUAAAAUGCAUCUAACUCGUUGGACUUCAUCAGAGAUAAAAUAACAUAAACUGAACAGCAAUAAAAAGACUGCACAGCAAUACACAAAUAAAAAACAUACCUGAUCCCACCCCCCCAACACCCUUUAAAUAAUACCAUUAAACAAUCUUAAUUAGAAUGCAAUCCAGAUGUGAUCCAAGCUCCUGAGAGGUUCUAUUGGUCGGUGGAGAGGUGAAGGAUUCCCAUAGGUCUUCAGUAUACCCUCCAUCAGCUGUUUCCACUUGCCACUAUGAAAUUUUCGCGGUCGAAAUCAAUACUUCCGGUUUGUGUUCCACCAGCUUGUGUAUGCGUUCCACGCGUACUUCCGCUUCCGGUUUGAUCGUCCGAAUGCUAAAUGCAUUCCACCAUAAACUGAGAUGCAUUCCACAGUGGAAACUAUGAUUGUAAUGGCAGCAACUUCAUAAGACAAUUUUUUAAUAAAGGAAAUCGAAAGUUAAACGUUUAUACAAUAUGUACAACUAGUUACUCCCUCAAUAUGUCAAAAGAAGGGCGGGGGGUAAAUCAUCUCUCACCAUACUGUUGCAAAGGAUAAAAGUACCCUAAACAAAAAAAAAUAUGGGAUAAAAAACAAUAUAGUCGACCCUCAUUUCAGAACAAUAUGUCUCCUGCUAAGAAUAGGCAUUUUUUAGACAGAGGCCAGACUCACAAAGAGCCCAGGAUAACCAAUUAUUUUUUACCCAGGAGAACCAACCAGGAAUUUUCCAAUUGUUUCUCCCAGCUAGUGACCAAAUCUCCCCUAAAAAGAUCCAGAACAGAGGAGGAGGAGAUCAGUCCCCACAGGGGGUAAAGACCUUUCAAUUAGAUGAACGUGAUAGGGGUAUUUUCAAUUUAACUCAUACACCUUUAACCCAAAUGGAGAUUCAGAUAUUAGAAAGGGGAUUGAAAUUUGCCCCGGCCCAAAGAGCAGAUACUUUUACCCUCUUUAUUGACCUAAAAAAAUAUGUGAGAUCACCAACGGUCCAAAGAUAUUUUUGUAAGUAUCCUAUUGUCCAAAAAGCCAUUCCCUUCCCUGAAGACCAGGGGGUGAAUCACUUUCAUCAAUUAACAAAUUUGAAUCAUUCAAACCCAAAUCAAAGUUUUACCCAGUACAAAGUAUCUAGAGACAUUUGAGAAAAUGGUUAAUGAGGAGUUUAAAAAGAUCAAUAAGAGACCAUUGCAACAACAUAAUUUAACUAAGGAGGAAGCCCUCUGUCUAAGAAAUUUAAGUAGGAGAGAUGACAUUGUAAUAAGAGGCAGAUAAGGGAGGGGGAAUUGUCAUCACGACCUCUGAAUUUUAUCAUCAAGAAUCACUAAACAUUUUGGGAAAGUCAGAUACUUUAUCACUCUGUCACAAGACCCUACGAGAUCAUUCAACUUAGAAUUAAGAGAUGUAUUGUUGAAAGCAUUGGAGGAGGAAAUCAUUACUGAAAAAAACUUUUUUAUUUUUUUAUUUAAUAGCCACCCGAUUGUACCCAUUUUGUAUUUUUUGGCAUCAAUUCUGUAACAGCCAAUUUAUCAGCCUUUUUAGAUUCUAACCUACAGAAGUAUGCCUAAAACGCACCCUCUUACAUUAGAGACACUAAGGCCAUGCUGCAGGAAUUAGACAAUAUUGAGUGGAGAAAUGAUUUCAGUUGGGCAACUUUGUAUGUCACAUCUUUAUAUAGGGUGAUCCAUCACCAUUUAGGCAUAAAGGCAGUGGAGUUCUUUAUUGACAAGGACCCAGAAGUUCAUCCAUCUCUUAAGAAUUUGAUUUUAGUUGCCAUAAAAUUCAUUUUGGAACAUAACUAUUUUUUCUAUGAGGGGCAAUUUUACCUCCAAGUAACAGGUACUACCAUGGGAACCAGGUUUGCCCCCAGUUAUGCCAACAUAUACAUGAGGAGGUGGGAAGGCCCCCCUUUAUGUGGUACGGGCAUGACUGGAGGGCGAGUCUGGUCCUAUGGUGGAGAUAUAUCGAUGAAGUGAUCAUCAUCUGGAAGGGUUCUCAUGAGUCUUUUAAUUCUUUUGUGGGAUAUUUUAAUUUAAAUGUAUUUAAUCUUAAAUUCACGCCGGAGUGGAAUAAACACUGAAUUAAUUUUCUAGAUCUUCUCUUGUUUCAUGAGGGUGACAAAGUGAAAUCCAAAUGCUUUUUUUUAAAAACUGACGGAAAAAGUUCCGUACAUAACAAAAGCUGUCACCAUAAACCAAGGCUUAAAGGUAUUGCAAGAAGCCAAUUUACACGAGUGAGACGUAAUUGCUCUAAUGUACAGGAUUUUAAAACACAAGCAGGACAUGUAGGUAAAAAAUUUAUAAAAAAAGGGUAUGAUGAAAACACAAUUGAAAGAGAAAUCAGGGUCAUGUCACAAAAGGAUAGAAAUGAUUUAUUAGUGGACUGGCCAAAAGUAUCACAUGGCGAAGGAUUCAAAUAUUCAUUCAUUACAAGGUAUAACACAGACCAUUGGAGAAUCAAGAAAUGCUUAAACAAAUUCUGGCCGAUAUUGUUACAAGACCCUGUUAUGGGUAGUAUUUUACCAAGUCGACCACCUAUCAUUUAUAGGAAAAGUCAGAAUUUUAAAAGCCUUGUAGCACCUAGUUAUCCUAAGAAGGACACUAGAAAAAAGGAUGUUUCACAGGCUCAUAAGGGGUUUAAAGGGUGCUCCAUGUGUAAAGCAUGAUCUAGGAUGAAUUUGGGAAGAACUUCCAACUUUAUGAGUCAUGUUAGUCAAGCGAGCUUCUCUAUUAAAUCCAGUAUUGGCCGUCACACGGACUAUGUUGUAUAUCUCUUACAAUGUCCGUGUGGCAAACAAUAUGUGGGGAAAACCAAAAGAUCACUCAAGGUCCAUCUAAUGGAACAUAUUAACAACAUUAGAAAGGGUAUGACGACCCAUUCUGUCCCAGUCCAUUGUAAUUCGUGUCCCCUGUUCAAUUGGAGUAAUUUUAGAGGAAUGGGAAUCGAACAAGUAUCCACACACUGGAGGGGAGGAGACAGAGAUUUAAGAUUAUCCCAAAGGGAAACCUAUUGGAUACAUCUACUAGACUCCCUAGAACCCAAAGGGUUGAAUGUGGAUAUUGAUUUAGCUUGUUUCAUGAUUUAGUAUCACUCACAUUCCCAGUUCUUGCUUCUUUUUGUAUCUCUACUUGUAUGUUCUUGAUUAUAUGCCUAUGAUUAGGACCCACUAUACAAUAAUUUUUUUUGAUAUAUACACCUUUUCUUCUGAUAUGUAUAUACAUUUAUAAAGGGGAUUUGCAUCUCUCACCAUUAUAGAUCAUUAUUCUUUUUUUAGAAUGUAUUAUUUUUUAGAAUUUGUCUUUUUUCCAUUUGGAUAUGUACUGAGUAACUUCAUUUAUUUGAGGACCAAGAGUGCUCAUAAAGAUCUCAAUAAUUCAUCAUUGGUCAUUUUAUACCUCAUUUUUUGUAUUACUCUUGUUUUUAUUAUAUUUUACGUUUUUCAUUAUUAUUUUUCAUUUUUUGGGUGUGUUCACAUAUCUUAUACCAAGAUUCCACUGCCAUCAUAUUGGAUGAAUUGGCAUCCUUUAUUAGCCAUAUUAGGUGUUUUUUCCCAGACAUAUAUGUGGCACUAGCCUAUUUUCCAUUUUUAUUUUUUAUUUAUUAUUAUUUUUUUUAUUUAUAUUUAUUUUUAUUUAUAUUUUAUUUUUAAUUUUUUUUUAUUUAUUUUUCAUUUACUUUAUUUUAUUUUUCUUUGCAGUCCUUUAGUGGGACCAGCAGCUUUGGUCCUUACUACAUAUCUUUAAUAUUGUUUUUUAACUCAUAUAUUUUUUUGUUUAGGGUACUUUUAUCCUUUGCAACAGUAUGGUGAGAGAUGAAAUCCCCUCCCCCUUCUUUUGACAUAUUGAGGGAGUAACUAGCUGUACAUAUUGUAUAAACGUUUAACUUUCGAUUUCCUUUAUUAUAAGAUUGUCUUAUGAAGUUUCUGCCAUUACAAUCAUAGUUUCCACUGUGGAACGCAUCUCAGUUUAUGGUGGAACACAUUUAGCGUUCGGACGAUCAAACCGGAAGCGGAAGUACGCGUGGAACGCAUACACAAGCCGGUGAAAUGCAAACCGGAAGUAUUGAUUACGACCGCGAAAAUUUGAUAGUGGCAAGUGGAAACAGCUGUUGGAGGGUAUACUGAAGACCUAUGGGAAUCCUUCACUUCUCCACCGACCAAUAGAACCUCUCAGAAGCUUGGAUCACAUCUGGAUUGCAUUCUAAUUAAGAUUGUCUAAUGGUUGUAUUCAAAGGGUGUUGGGGGGUGGGAUCAGUUAUGGUUUUUAUUUGUGUAUUGCUGUGCAGUCUUUUUAUUGCUGUUCAGUUUAUUUUAUCUCUGAAGUCCACUGCGUUGGAUGAAACGCGUUAGAUCCAUUUUAUAUGUUUUAGUCAUUAAUUUUUAUUAGGCAGUUUGUUGCCUCAAUAAAUUUAUACUUUGCUCUACAAGCGGAAUUUUUUUAUUUGCAUCCUGAUUCUGCUACCUGAUAUUCCUGGACCUGCUGUAUUACCCUGAAUGGUGGAAGGCAGACCAGUAUAAUCCAUUUAUGGAUUUCAAGGCCUCCAUUUGAUUUCAACUCUGUGAGUGCUACUUAUGAUCUUGUGUGUCAGCGUUGUGCUGUUUUUUCUUAUUUUAUAACCUCUAGCUGUAUCCCUAUUGUUAUCCAUAUCCAUUCGAUUCAACGGAGGCUCUAGAGGGAAAAGCCUUCAGGGAAGCUAUCCUUUUGUUGUACUAAGUUAAGUACAUCUAUCUAUUUAUCUGUUUUUUUUUGAUAAGUAGAAUUGUUUGUUUAGCACGAAGUUAUUCAUAUGCAAAACCUAGAGUCACUGUAACCGUGAGGAAUUGUCACUUUUGUAUUGGGAACUUAAGUGUCUGUUUGUUUACACCUGGUCCCUAUUUAACAUGGUUUCAUUUUGACAUGGCUGCAGACAGAAAAUUCAUGACAUUUAAAGUUUUGUAUUUUUAUCCACUAUAAAUAUAUUAUAUAGCCAGUUGUGAUUCCCGUGGUGGAACUCCUGAGGAAUUUAUAGUGUACCUUCAAUCUGCAGAAAAAAGAGCAAUUUGAAAGCUGUUAGUCUUGGAAAUUCAUUUCAUUCCGAACUGCAGUUUGUCCAAAUUUAGGCCAAUUGGGUGAUUGUUCGAAUUUCCAAACUGACAUGUAGACAAAUCACAAACCAAAAGAGAAACGCAAUGGCCAAGCAAGCCAUAUUGAUCUAGGAGUCUGGAUACAGCAUUUGGUGCCAAAAAAAAGAUGAUUGAUGGGGAAAAAAAUAUUAUUGAUGGCCAGGGGACAGCCACUAUAUGUUGAUUUUAUUCCCAGAUCAAGUGGAAAGUACGAAACAUAUGGGGGAAAAAAGAGGAGCAGUAAAAAUAUUAUGUAUAUAUUUUGCAGUGCACUUACUGGGUAAUUUUUUACCCUUUAGGUUAGUCUGCUCGCUUCCUGAAUCAAUUUUUUUGUUACUGAAUUUCAACUGAGCCAGACUGACCUAUGGCUGCCCUGAAAAAGUUCUUAGUCUUUGGCUUGUGGGACUAUACUGUGGUCUUAUAAAAAAAAGUGUUGGUAAAAUUGGUAAAAUACUGAUGUAUGUGAUUGCUAAACACAUUCCCUAUUUUACUGUUUUGACAAUAAUCGACAAUAUAGUGUUAUAUAUUUAUUUAGUAUCUGCCCGGUGUCUCAGGGUGUUUGAUUAUUUGUGCUCAUACUAUUUUAUAUUAUUUAGAGCCUCAAUGUUUAUGAAGAACGAUAUCAUGCUGUGUGAAUGUAUAAUGUUUACUGCGCCUUGCAAAUAAACUUAUGCAUCCAUAUACAUAGGGAUUAAGUGAUGUUUUAAUUCUUAACAAAAAAGUCAUAUUGUCAUUUUUUUUUCUUUGCAUUGUCAUUUUUCCACUACCUUUUGCUGUUCUGUGCUGUCAAAAGAAGUUUGUAACAGUUGCAGAGCACCCCACCAAUCCAUCUCUAUGGGCUAGAAAACCUUCAAGAUAUGUACGUUUAUUAAUGUUCUUCCAGGUUUCUUUGGUCUUUAACUGCAGCACGUAUAACUGUGAAGCCAUUCUCCUCUACAAAAAGAAGAGGUCAAUCCACAAUGGUUUCAGAAUGCCCUCCUAUUGGACAUUGGAACUUCUGAGGACCUUCCCGUAUUCUGGAAGGAAGUGAAUAUUUGACUCUACCACAGAGCUUUCUCUCAACUGUGCUGAAUUCAAUAAGGUGAUACUCCUAAUUAUCCCACACAGCCAGGAUCUCUGUUAUGGAUUACACAGAGCUCUAAUACAGAUAUACACAGUACAUGCCUCUGUAUGAUGCUCCUAAUAUCUCUCUCUAUGUAUCUUCCUAGCUCUCACUUACAUGAUCUCAUAUUCGGUAGUGCUCCUGAUAUAACUUUAACUUUCUAUUAAAUAUUGCUGCUGUUAUGAAAUAUGUCAGCUACUCCAUUAGCUCUUAGAACACAGUGUGCACAUGGUUAAAGCAUCAAGAUACUGAUAGACUCCAGCCAUGUCAGCUACUCCUGACUCAUAUUACCCCUCUGCAUAUAGUGCACACAGGGUUAAAGCAGCAGGAUACUGAUUGACUAAUUUUUACCUUUGCAACUGGAAAUAUAAUUAAUCUACAGUGGUAGUAUGGAGCCAAGAAGUAGCUGACAUGUUUAACAGAAGCAACAAUCAUAGCAAAUUAAAACAGACUGAAAUCAGAAACCGUAUCAGUCCUCAGAGUCACAGCCCAAGUCGUGCAGUUUGAAUCUGCACAACUUUUCAACUAGCCACAGCAUGAGUGCAUACCUUCCAACUCCGGCAUCCUGCAAAUCAGGAUGCAAUUAGAAGGGAGGUGAAGGGUGAGGUCCAGUGGCACGAUUGCAUUGCUAGAUCCACCCUUAAAUGGGAGUUAAUGGCACAUCAGCCAUUUGUGAAUGUUCACCAGGCUGCCUGUUCAUCAUGCAGGCCUUCCCCUAUGGGCAUGCUUCCACUGAUUGACAUUAACCCAUAUAUAGACUGGUUAUGUGAUAAAUGUAAAUUCAUGCAUUUUGGAAUAAGGAACCCACCAGCCAUAUAUACAUUAUAUGGGGUUCAAAGAAAGAUGUUUUUACUUACAGAAGAGGAAAGGGUUCUUUACAAUGUAGACAAUAAAGAUGUGGAAUUCUCUGCCGAAAGUGGUUGUCUUAUCCGAUUCUAUAGAUAAUUUAAAAAAAGGUUUUGCAUGUUUUUUUUGCGUAAAAAGAAUAUUCAUGGAUAUAACUGAUAAGUAUGUAAACAGAUUGUUGAUCCAAAGAGAAAUCUGAUUGCCAUUAUGGAAUCAAGAAGGCUUUUUUUUAUUUUUUUUUUUUUUUUUUGUGGCAUAAUUGGAAAUGACUACAAUUGUUUUUCCCCCUUCUUUUGGAUCAACAACGUAAAAGGAAUGAGCUUCAGGGUUGAGCGUAAUGUACGUUAGUCUUUUUUCAACCUAAACAAUUAUUUAAUGUGUGACUUUAUCACAAUACUCUAAACAGGUAUAUUUAAUGGUGUAAAUGCACUGUUUAUUGGCCUAACUUGAUGUCUGGUCUAAAUAUUGGCUUCUAGUUCCCAAAUAACUCAACGGUUCUCCAAUGACAUUUGGUAAUGAUAUAGUUGAAAACAAUCUACUGACAUAUUUGUUUUAUUGACCUUCACAAUUGAUUUGUGUUUUUUAUUCUAUCUCACUAAUUGUUGUAACACAGUUUGUUUUAGUGCCCCAUUACUGCUCUAACAAUGAAUUGCUUUUAAUUAUGAUUUCAUACCUCUGUUAGCAUACUAUUAUUGUGUGUAUUGUAGGCUACUUUAUUCAAUAAAAAAAAUCUUUGAAAAAUUGAAUUUAAGUCUCAUUCCUACUCACUGCACCUGCAUAGUUGCCUCUUGGGUUUUAAUGGAUAAUAAACAAAGGGGAAAACAUUGACCAAGUGUUCUACUCAAAGGUGGAGUUAUGCAUUAAUAUUGGUAUAGUACCAGUUAACUUGUUCCUGAUGGGUGUAGACCGUGGGUCGUCAACCUGGUCCCUACCGCCCACUAGUGGGCAUUUCGGGAUUCAAGGUGGGCGGUAGGGACUUUGGAGGUUAAAACCUCCUUUUGAGCGAACGAGUGCGAGCGUGCGAGCACACACAUCAAGAAACCAACGUGCACGAGAAUGCGUGCGGUAGGAUUUUCGGAAGUUAAAACCUCCUUUUGAGCGAGUGGGCGGGCAGCGCAGGCAGGCGCGAGCGCACACAUCAAUCAACCUCCUUUUGUGCGAGAAGGGGUCGGGCGGGAGCGAGCGCACGCAAACACGUGGGAAGAGGAAGGGGAGGAGUGGAAACUGAUAGCAGGGACAGGCAGAAACGAAGCAGAGCAGUUGCAAAAGAAAAGUUAUAGGCAGGAGAAAGAGAAUUGUUGGCUAAUAAUAAUAGGUUGACUAACUAGCUCAGCCUUACUUUUGUACCUGAGGAAGCUAAAAGAAAGGAGAUAAAAAGGAAAAGAUUAAAAAAAAAUAACAAAAAAGGAAGAAAAAAUAGAGAAAAGGGGAUAAAAUAGAGGAGAGUAAGCAGUGUUUAGUCUGGCUCAUAAAUUAAGUUUUUUGUUAUCUUAUAAAAUAAAAGAAAAAAAUAAGGGAAGGAGAAAAUAAAAAAAAGGAAAAAGACAUCCUUGAUAUAGUGAUAUACUAUAAGGAAGGUAAAGAAGCAGGCAGGAAAAGGAAUUUCUUUUGAUGGUGACAUUUAAUAAAAAUUGGCACCUAGUACAGCAUUGUUUUUGGUGUUAGUAAUAAAAGGGAAAAGAGGAGGGAAAAAAGCACUGUGUGGAGUGCAGAUCAAAACGUAAGAGUAAAAGUAGUAAUUACUUUUGUAAUUUUGGCCGUGGUGGAUGCCAAAAACUCUAGCAAAAAAAAAGCCUGCGUUAUAUCCAAAUAUGUGGGAAAUGAUGUUCAAUUUAUUGAUACCUUUCCCUACCACAUAUCUUGUAGAAUCAGGCUUUAGUGCUGUUAAUCAUAUUAUGAGCAAACAGAGAAACCGUCUGAAUAUCACCAUAAGAGGAGACCUUUGUUUGUUCCUUACGAAAAUCAAACCAGAUAUCAAAUAUUUAGUCUCGCAGCACCAGCCUCAAGGAUCUCACUAGUAAAGCUUUCAAUUUACUUUAUUGUUUUCUAAUUAAACUUUAUAAAGUUAAAAACAUUAUAAACAUGCAUAAAGUAGAAAUAAAAAGAUAAAUGUAUGUACAUUUAUUUUUUUUUAAAAACACCCUCCUUUCUAAACAAUAUUCCGCGCUUGCGUGAAAACUGGUGGGCGGUAAGGAAAUUUUUCCAUCAAGAAAGAUGCAUUAGUGGGCGGUAGGUAGAAAAAGGUUGACUACCACUGGUGUAGACAAAGAACUGCCACUACAGGAGGAAAUCAGAAAAAAAGCAGGGCAGCACUAACCCAACAGACUGGAGUAGAAUUAUAAAUGGGUUUUUUUUUCCGGCAUACAAUGUGCACAAUUAUUAACAAUGGAAGUGACGUAUUUAUGCAGGUUAAGCCAGAACCCUCUCACACUUCCUGGCUGUUAUUAAAUGUAUUAAAGAGACCUAAUUACCUAUCUCGUGUUAUGAUGCUCACUUUACUUUCUAUAGAACAUCUGAUCUUAUCUUAUAGGCAGUGCUUUAUAGGCAUGUGUAGCAAGUUUAAUUAAUCUAAAACAUGAGUCAUGACUUGUACUGUAGUAUAUGUGGUGUGGAAAACGAUGUCUUCUAAGUUGGGAGUAAGGGGAAGAAGAGGCACGUUUAUGGUUGUGCAUAUAGUAAAGUUUGAUUGAUCAGUAGUUUGGCAAGAUAACAAUAGAGUCUGUUCCAACAUGGUUGCUCAGUCAGGUUUGUCUUUAUGGUAAAGCAAACCUGUUCUACAUUCUGUCUCAAGACAUUUUGCUACUGCAAGGAAUUUUAAAAUGUACAUCUAUACUUGUUACGUUAGAACGAAUGCAUCUUUGCCUAAAAAUAUUGCAUGCGUUCAAUAUGUACUAAAUAAAAAUAAAUCCUAUUUCCACUUGUAGAAGUUGUGCUCAAAUGCUACGCGCUGUUAUGCUUCUAAUAUGGUUCUAAGGCACUCCAACCGCCUCAUGUAAUGGAGUUCUAAAUAUGGUAGGAAUACAUUAAAAGGUUUUAUUAAGAGAUCGUACAUUUUCUGUGAUACCUUACGAAUCGAUGAGCAAUCACUAUAGAAACUAAUAAUAUAUACCAGUUAACUGCUCCACUUUAAGGACUUUACCAGAUGCUCCAGUAUAUUCGGAACAAUAAAAUCAUAAAUUGCAUAGCCACGCAAGAAUGGUUAGAGGGUGCAAAUGUAUCUUAAAUGAAAUUUAUUUUAAGGAUCAUGCGUCGGUCUGUGUAAAGUAAAAAUUCAUAUUUGACCUUUUAUUAAAAUAAAAUAAAAAAAUGAUCAAAAUAUUGAGUCAUUAGUUGCCACCAAAUAAACACUACCCACAGGAUAUUAUGCUGCAUGUGAGUGAUUUAUGUUUUGUUCUCCUUGUAGAUGGAUGAAAUAAAAUUAAAAGACAGAGCAGUCUUCGUGCUGGAAAAAGAGUUAGGGGUCCAAGCCGGGCUUGCUCAGAGACUUCAACUCCUAAAGGAGGCUCUAGAUGAGCAGCUUAUCCAGUUUAAAGAAUCUGAUCGGCAUCUGAGUAGCCCAAAGCGAGAACUUCCUUAUGCAAGUGGUGCAGGAGACGCCUCAGAUCAUUCAGGAAGUCCUGUAAGAAUUUUAUCCUAGUCUUUGCCUUAAAAUAAAUACAUAUAAAUUGGCAACUAGAGAACGAUCAUUUUACUGGCCAAUUGCAAAGUUCUCAAACACAAAUUUAGUUAUAUAUUUUAGAUACCUAUGCAUUAUUCAAUAUGACAAAUUAUAGUACAUGUUUGAUUUACCAAGAUCUAUUUAAAAAAAAAAAAAAAAAAAAAAAUGGUUUUGUAUUUACCGUCUGUUUCUCUUACACAGCUGCAACAUUUCUUUGUUCCCGAAUCUGCAUUAAUGCCUAGAAUACUUUUCCUCCAAACCGCAUGUAAAAUGUUGUCAAUGCACAGGGGCAACAGAAUUAUUUAUACUCUUAUUAGUGAAUUUCCAUUACCAUAUAAAUACUUUGAUUGAUCGGUUAUCUUAGCAGUGGAUAGCCAGCCACAAUGGGUGAUGUUUUGAAACACAUGAGCUGAUGAACCGCAAAUUAACGAUGACCUGUCAAAAAUCCCUUUUACACUAAGAAAAUAGAUACUCUGUGUUUCUAUAAAUGUUUUGUGGUUUUUUUAAAAAUGUUUUUUCAUGUUUAAUUGGUUCAGCAGUUUUCCGCUGUAUUUAAAGGUGUAUUAGAUAUGUCUUUUUUUUCACAUUUUAAGCAGGUUUGCCAAACCAGAUCUAUAAAUUAGGUUGGACUAAAUUUCCCAGAACAUUUCACAAUGACUGAAAAAAAUAAAAUUAUAAAGAAUAGUAUCCAAUAACCAAUGGAAUAUUUUGAAAACCUGAUUUUAAAACUAUUACAAAAACGUAGAUAUCAAACUGUUGUUAAAAUGAGAUUAAGCUGAUGAUCAUGAGUUUUAAAUUACCUUUAAUCUCUGGAUAGGGUUAUAGAGGUUUGGAAGGUGAAUCUAAAUGAAGCAGCCAAUCAGAAAGUUGCAGUGUUGCAUGUGCCAAGUAUAUGCAGAAGAUAUGUAAUGUUACUGGAAAAUAACAUUCUUACAAAUAACUGCUGAACCAUUUAAAAAUGUAGACCAUUUUUGUAUCUUCUGAUUAUUUCAGGUAACUAUUCUGUUUUCAGAAUGGAAUCCAUUGUCAUGAAGUGUUAUCUCUCAUAGUUUGCAAUGUUUAGCUUUGCUUAAAUUCCAUGUGUCUUCUUUAUUUGCUUUUCUAAUUUAGCCUCUAUGAAUCAAAAAUAAUGUUACUCGAUUUUGCAUUUUUCUUUUCUCAAUUCAAGCGGAACUGUCACUGUCUGGGAACUUUGCAUGAUUUGACAUCACCACUGGCGGUCCAGUGGCUGGGGGGGUGGUGGGCAGGCAAAGGUCAGUUUUACUUACCCGAACCUGUCUCUCACAGGGUUUUUUAUUCCCUGUUUUAAUUCAUUUAUUUAUUGAUAUACACUCUAUUCAAUAAAGCAACGUAAAAUGAUGAGUUGUGAACCCAAAGUCUCUCCUGCACCAGUUGUAUAAUGAAAUUGGGCAUGUUUAUUGUAUCUGCAUUUCGAGCAUCUUCGCCUAUUGACUUGCAUAGGCUGAGGUCAAACAAUAAACAACAUACAUAUCUAAUGGACAGAAACAGAUCUUAAUAUUAAAUUGGUAAUUCUAUCGUAUUGGUUGUUUAGUAAGACUCUUGGGGUAAUAAUAAUGGCAACAUGUGUUGGUUGCAGAGCGGAGAAGCCUUUGGGUGAGUAAUUGAACAUAUUAAGACAAAACACCAACAUUUUAUAUUUAUGCACUGUGAACGAUACUUCAUUUUUUAAAUUUAUUUUUUAAAAGGCAGAUUCCCUUUCGCUUCCAUGUUACACUUUGCAAAAUACUUCUAUGGCUACACAAUAUAAUGAAUGUUCUAUGACAAAGUUAUCAAACUUCUCACUGGCAGGUAAUAACAUAAAGAAGGAAAAUGACACCCAAGCCUGUUAAUUCCCAUUAUUAAAUUAUCUUUUUGUACUCUUUGUUCUUUGACAGACUCUUAGUUCUCUCUUAAUUGCUUUUGUUUAAAAAUGCUUUUAAACUGAGAAUUAACAAAACAAAAUAUUUCAGUGCCAUCAUUGUGAAGUUAUUGAAUGAACGCUACUAUAAACUAGUGGUGUGUCAAAAAGCCCUUUUAGUUGAAGUGUUCUACAAAACACAGUCAUUUUAUGUGGCAUAACUGUUUAGCUGAUGUAAAAACAUUUUAGUGCGUGCAUGGUAGGCUUGUAAGUUGUAGCUCAAGUGCCAUUGCAUCUGUUUUGACCUUUGAUACACUUUCAGUUUUGGAUUGAUCAGUUAUGUGGAUGUGGACAUUAUAAAAUAUCUCAUAUUAUGGUGGAGUAAGUGGAAGGGGGAGCUGGUGGCCCCCAAUCUUCAAACUAGUCCUACUAAGAGACAUUUUGAUCCUUUGUCAAUCUUCUUUAAAAUAUAUAAAUUAAACAGACUAGUAGUGGUAUAUAUCAUAUUUUUGAUAAGCGCAAUUGAGCUAUAUUUGGUUUAGAUGGCACUAUUUUUUUUUCUCUUUUGUGGCUUGUUUCGUUUUCAUGGGCAUAUUUUUAUUUUUCUGCUCUUUCCUGCAUUCCAUAUCCAUGUUUUUCAUUUUUCAGGGAUCUGUAAUAUCUAUCCAUUUAACCUGUUCAGUGCCGUAAGGGCAAGAAUGCAGUUAAAAUGUUACUUAAAGCCCCCCAUUGUACUUUCCCAUUGUGUUCUAUAUACAGUUAUUUGCAGUUGAUCUUUGUUUUAGGAACAGCAGUUGGAUGAAAAGGAUGCGCGUCGAUUUCAACUAAAAAUUGCAGAAUUAAGUGCAAUUAUCCGCAAACUAGAAGAUCGAAAUGCUUUACUAUCAGAAGAAAGAAAUGAGCUGGUAAGUUAUCUAAGAAUACACGUUGCAUGUUAUGGAUAGAAUUGUGUAAAGUAUCAGACUGAAAGGUAUAAUUCCAGGGCAGAAUUACUUAACGACAAAAGAACGCCUCCACCAUGAAAUGCCAUAUUUCGGUUUGUGUUCCAUUUCUGCAAAGUUCUGGGUAUGUAUGAACAUACAGACUGGAAUGAUCUAUUUUUUCAGCAGAUCACAGUAUCCAAGCUGGGUUAAAAUAGUCACUACAAGCACAACUUUCAAGUUUUUGCCAAAGUUUGAACUAACGUUGGACAACUUUGGUUGAACUCUUUCUACUUUAAGCAGAGAGCGGGGCUAGCUUAUAGUCAACUUAUAGUAGCUAUGGUAUGGCUGCUAUCAGUCUACAGAGCAGUUUAACUAUUUUAAUGAUGAAUGGGCCUGCUCUUGGUGGACAAACUACUUAUUCCUGUAAACACUGCUGUUUAACAUAGGGAGUUUUAAAGGGUUUUUUUUUUGGCCCUCCACCCAAAAAAUAUAAUAUAAUCUUUAUGAAAUGCUCCUAAAGACUGUGUUGUUAUUUAAUUGAAAUUCUUGCUCAGUUGAAAGAUAUUGGAAGAAAAAGUAGACAUAUUUUUCCUACUCUUGACAAUGCUUGACAAAAAGACAGAGCUACCACUAUCACGCUAGUCACUAGUGAUGUCUGAGGGAAGAAGUUGUCUAUGGAGGCCCCCACGUCUCACUGGUUCUUCCAUUGACCUCAGUGUUGAACUCUUGCACAUAGGCAAGAGUAUCGCACUGAUGUCCGCUCCUGGCAUAUUAAACACUAGGAGCUGAAUAGUAUCCCAUGGAACAAGAUAGCAGUGCCUGCGAGAGACCCUUUCACUUAAAUAAAACUCACCAUUCCCUGCACCCCACGGCUACUGCACUGCUAGCCGCAAAGAUACCAGAAGUUAUCUUUAAUAAAAUGCUUUAAAAAUUGGUCAUUUUUGUCCCGUGGUUUCCCUUUAAUCAAGCUACUUACAAUGCAUUGGUGUCCAUACAUUUUACAUUACUGGUAACAUUUUGUAAAAUGUGUUUAAGGGUAGAACUCUUUUGAUUGUAAAACUGUGUUUUUUUGGUUCAUGUAAAAUCUUUGCAUGCUUAUCCCUUCCAGGUGAAACGUCUAAGAGAAGCCGAGAGCCAAUACAAACCUAUUUUGGACAAAAAUAAACGCUUGAGUCGGAAAAAUGAUGAAAUGUCCCAUUCUUUGCGCAGAAUGGAAAACAAGUUAAAGUUUUUAAUGCAAGAGAAUAUAGAAAUGGUGGGUAUCCAGAACAAAGAGGUACAAAUACGUUUGAAUGGCUAACAAGCUGAAGAUACAUUGCUGCAAAAUGCUCUCAUUAGUUACAGGUUUAUUUGCCGUAUUAAAAUUUAUUUAUUUUUUGUUUCAGAGACAAAAAGUUGGCACUAUUAGGAGACCAAGCUCAUUGAACGAUCUCGACCAAAGCCGAGAAGAGCGAGAAAUUGACUUUCUUAGGCUUCAGAUAACAGAACAACAAAUCAUAAUAGAUGAACUUUCUAAGGUAGGUAGAAAUUGAUUUAGCCGUGUCAUAUUGAUUUAUAACAGACCUGUACAGGAGGGCUUAUUAAAAGAAUGAGUAAGAUGUUAAUAUGAAAAGAACAAAAGGUCCUUGUCAAAAGUUAUUUUUUGCAAUCUGUUCUAGAGACAAAGUUCCAAUUCAUUUACUUUCUUCAUUUCUCCCUCUGUUUCAAGCAGUGACUUUAUGAAAACAUUAUUUUUUUUUUCUAUUUUGUUGCCAAUUUCUUUAAUUAUAUGUUAGAGAACACCUUUAUCUUGUUAAUGAGUGUGAGAUGGCAUAGGCUACAGGUUCGUAAUACAAAUUAACUAUGGCGAGUACAAUUUAUCUUUUGAGGCCUCUGUAAGUAAGUUACUCAAUAAGGUAUUGGGUUUCUGGUAAUAUAUGUAUUCAUUAGACAUGUGCAAUUAGUUUCGGUCCAAAUAAAAAUUCGGCCGAAUUUCGGGUAAUUCGGACAUUCGGGUGCUUUCGAAUGUCCGAAUAGCUGAAUUGCUGAAGUUCCGAGGUGUCAAAGUGCCGAAGUUCCGAAGCACAGUAUUGCCUAAGUACUAAUAUACUUACCCAGUGAAAGAAGAAGAAUGUUACAUUGUAUAACAUUUCAAAUAAAAAGUAUACAAACAUAGACAGGAUUUAGCUGUAAGCAUUUGCAACACUUACAACAAUCAAGUAACAUACAUUCAUAUAAAAUGUAAGUUACUUAGCCGGUCAUGUAAUGACAGGAAUGAAUAAGUAGAUAACUCCCCAAUUCCCAUGGUAUUAGGGAGUUAUCUACUAAAAGGCUGAAAGACCUAAAUUGGUCUUUCAGGCAAAUUUACUAAUACUAAGUAAAGAUUACUUAGUAUUAGUAAAUUAUGCCCCUACUCGCUAUACCACGAGUAGGGGCAUGUCUAUUAAACAGUGAGCAGCCUGGUAGGUAGGUAGGAGUUUAUUUUUUGGGGGAGGGGGUGAAUAGGGGUUUGUGGACCCCUAGUCAUCUGAGGGGAGGGAGGUUAAAUUUGUAUUUAGGGCCCCCACCCGCCGCUCAGGGGUGGGGGCCGGGGGGGGACAUUAGGUCCUCCCCCCUUAUUUUUGUUUAGGGCCCCCACCGCUCAGGGGUGGGGGCCAGGGGGGAGGACAUUAGGUCCCCCCAGUUUGUAUUUAGGGCCCCCACCCACCGCUCAGGGGUGGGGGCCAGAGGGGAGGACAUUAGGUCCCCCCUUAUUCUAGUUUAGGGCCCCCACCCACCGCUCAGGGGUGGGGCCUAGGGGGUAGGACGACAUUAGGUCCCCCCCCUUAUUCUUGUUUAGGGCCCCCACCCACCGCAGGGGUAGGGGGCCAGGGGGAGGACAAAAAGUCCCCUCCAAUUUGUAUUUAGGGCCCCCACCUGCUCAGGGGUGGUGGCCAGGGGGGAGGACAUUAGGUCCUCCCCUUAUUCUUGUUAAGGGCCCUCACCCGCCGCUCAGGGGUGGGGGCUGGUGGGGAGGACAAUAGGUCCUCGCCCUUUUUUUACUUUAGGGCCCCCACCUUUUUUUUUUUUCUUUUUUUUUACAGUGAGCAGCCAUAGUUACCAUAGGCUGCUCACUGUUUAAUAGACAUGCCCCUACUCGCGGUAUAGCGAGUAGGGGAAAAAUUUACUAAUACUAAGUAAUUUUUACUUAGUAAAUUUGGCUGAAAGACCAAUUUAGGUCUUUCAGCCUUUUGGUAGAUAACUCCCUAAUACCGUGGGAAUUAGGGAGUUAUCUACUAAGCGGCUGCAAGAAAAGUUCCGAAGUGUCUAAGAUCCGAAGUGCCGAAGUGUUCGAGUGCCGAAGUCCCGAAUUUCGGAAUGCUGGACCAAGCCGAAUAUUUUCCCAAUGCACAUGCCUAGUAUUUAUAUAUGUGUAAGUUUUUAAGAUGUGCUAUUGUCUGAUUUGUUAGGUAAUGUUAAUUCCAUUUUUUAGUUGUUGCCGUGGCUGUCUUCCUGACCGCAACUAGCGGCGUUUCGUUGACUGAUCUGAAUAAGGUUGGAAAACUUAAUAGGGAGAAGGUCCAGGGAUGUCUGUGGGAGACUCAACUCAUCAAUAUGUUGAUGUGCACUUUAUCAUAGAGAAUAUGGAUAAUAAAAAAUAUAAAAAGUAUCUGUUAGAAAAUUAUAUUAUGUCAUUGUAUUAUAACUUCAUAUAAACAUUCCAAAUUUUAUUUUCACAGACUCUGGAAACGGCUGGUUAUGUCAAGAGUGUAAUUGUAAGUAAUCUUUUAGAGUAACGCGUCGUGCCUAAAUAUAAAAAAAAAAAAAAAACAUAUACAUUAAAAUACACAUUCGGUAUUACUUAACUUUGUUAGAUGGAAAUGUAGUUGCAUAUGGACAGCGAGGCAGAGAAUAGAGGGUUUUGUAUGUUUUACAUCACGGUGGCAAAAAGAUCAUCAAGAGAUUUUGCAGAAACACAACUCCCAUGAUCCUUUGCCAACCUCUAACUCACAGUAAACUGGAUAGAGUUGACUUUGGGUAGUGGUGAAAAUAAUUUAAAUCAUUAGGUUUGUUUUUAGCAAGAAAUUUCAGCUAUACAUCUUUCUUCACAAUUAUACAUUUAACAAAAACCCACCAGCAUUUUAACAUUACUUUUACCACUAUUUUAAAAAAGGUAACACUUUUACUAUUGUUGGGGAUAAAAUCAGCCCGGGCCCUUUGUGGAUGAUGGAUAUUUGCCAACUCAUUCAGAGCUCUGGAAAUUGGAAAUGAAUAGCAGAGACGUGUUCAAUAACCAAUUCAAAUUGUAUUCAUACGUCAGUUAUAUUUAUACCCCAUUUUCAUAGCAGGAUGGGAGGCGGAAAAAUGAGCAUAUGGGCGUGACAAUGACAUUGUUUUUCACAAGUUAUAAACAGCUGUUUUUAGUUAUAAUUCGAUGUUACAUAAUGUAUGCAUAUUGGAUAAAACCCAGAUGAUUACAAAUACCGAAAUCUUGGACAAUUAACAAGGUCAUUCCAGAAUCCUUAUGUCAUGUAGAUAUCCAAAAUCAUGUUCCAAUAACAUUUCCCGUAAAUAGAUACGUUUUUGUGACAUUAUGACAGAUAAGUCAUUGUGACAUGAGAUACGAUUCCAAAUUUAUUCUUGGGUCAAAUUAACCCUUAUAUGAACAGCUAGGAUAUUGAGCAUAAUGGAUAUUCGCAUCUACAACUAUCCAUAAAGUAAUCUGAUCUCCUGACUAUGCUGUAAUUUCAAGAUAACCCAUAUACACAGUGCUAAUAAUUGCUAGUUAAAGGACCACUAUAGUGCCCUGAGGGUGCCCCCACCCUCAGGGUCCCCCUCCCGCCGGGCUCUUGGGAGAUGAAAGGGGUUAAACUUACCUUUUUCCAGCGCCAGGCGGGGAGGUCUCCUCCUCCUCUCCGCCUCCUCAUCAGAGAUCCUACAUUACCCAAUUCGCUAACCAAAUACCAUCCUACCUGAGAAUAAAACUAAUAUAGGCAUCAAUUUAAUAAGCUUUCCAAAUAAUUCAAUGAUAUUAGAGAAACUUUUAAAAUGAUUAUUAACAAAAAUUCCUAUAGACUUUACUGGUGACAUCUGGAGAUAAAUUAUUUGAAACUUUUUUUUUUUUUUUUCCCCUAUCCGUAUUGAAUCAUUUGGAAAGCUUAUUAAAUCGAGACCGUAGUGUCACUUUGCCCAAGUGAAGCGAAAAAUAAGUGUAUUUCCUUUAACACCAUUUAUACAUUGUUGUUUUGUGGCUAUGUAUUUAAUUUAAAAAAAACUGUUGAUUACAGCUGGUUGAUUACACCAGAAGCCAAGUAUAAAAUCUGCGUAUACAAUAUAAGACCAAUGUACAGCAUUAUGCAAUAAAAUAGAAAAUCUUUGUUCAGAGUAAAGGCAGUGUUUACAUUGCCCUCUAGGGACACCUUCAGUGGCCACUCCUCAGGUGGGUAGCCACUGGAGUUGAUAGUGGCCACUCCUCAGGUGGCCACUGGAGGUGCUUCCUGGGACAGUGCUGCACAGUGGGCUGCACUGCAGUUAAGCUGAAUCUUUCUAAUAGAGAUGCAUUGAUUCAAUGCAUCUCAAUGAGCAGGUGCUGAUUGGGCAAGCUGGCGUUUGUCCCUGUCCCUGUCCCACCUCCUUGCCAAUUUCAGACAAUCCAAGGUUUUCCCAUUGGAAUGGCUGAAAUCAUAAAUUCAGAUGUUCAGCAAGGGUGGAGUCAGACCCACGCAGCGCUGGAAAUACGGUACAUUUUAUUACCUUUUAAGGGGGUGCAAGCCACCUAAAUGGUGAUUUUAACACUAUGAGGUCAGGAAUAGACGUUUGUGUUUCUGAUCCUAUAGUGUUCCUUUAAAUAAAAAAUCAUUAAUAUAUAGCAACAGAUAUGUUCAAAGUCUUUUUAAUACAAAUCCGUGAAAAAUUCAAAACAAAUAGAUAUCCUGCACAGUAUGGGUCAAUAUUAAGGCACAUUAUAAACCUUGCUGUAAUGCCUUUGAUUCUCAAGCCUCACAUCUCAUUUUAGGAGUCCCUUUCAACCUUUUAUCAAUAACUACUGGGUGUUUGAUGGCAGAAUUCUAUAUAUAUAGCUUUAAUUGCUACAGAAAAUAUUUAUCUGCAUUUAUAUACAAUAUUUUUAUAUUUUUAAAAUACACGUCAUAUGAGGUGUCCUAAAACUUUUUUUCAUAAAACUGUGUGUAGCUAAUGCGUUAAAUAUAUAUAUCCUAAAAAAAAAAAUAGCUGCUACAAUAAAAAGAAUAAAUACAAAUGUCUUCAUUUUGCAUAUUAUGUUUGUGAUUGAGUACCAUCUACCUACUAGAAAGUGACUUGUUGUUUCCUGAUGAUCCUUGCGCAUCUUACAUGCAUACAUACGCAGUGCUUCCUACAAAUACCAGCGGGAGGUACUCACACAUGUGCAGAGCGUAAAUGGUAUAUGUACUGCACAUGCAGAAUAACCCCAUCCAUUUUAUUGAGUAGGUACUAGAUGAUCACAGAAUGCUUCCUUAACCCGUGUGAAACCAAAACCAAUAAUGUCUUGUCCCAGAUACAGUAAGAGAAGGUACCGUGAAAAAGCAUUUCUUCUCUUUUGCAGAUAAACUAGCACAACACAUUUAUUCCAAUAGAUUCUUUUGCAAGCUAGAAAUUGAACAUGAUGCCUUUCAAUGCACUCACGCAGCUGCCAUGAAUGUUUUUGUAAAGAAGAAACAAAUAAUAAUUUCACCAUGCAUUUAACUUUUUUUUUUUUUUUAAUGCAGGACCGAGAAAAGCUUUUAAGGUUCAGAAAGCAAAGGAAAAAAAUGACAAAGCUCCCAAAGGUAAAAUAUUUUCCACUUUCAAAUGUGUAUGCUUCGUGUUCCGAACAAACAGUUUCAAGAAAAAAUAUUUCUUCCAUUUCUAAGUCGGUAGAAGCAGCGGCUGUUACCAUAAUGCAUCCUUGUCAUUUACAGUAAGACUCUUACUUUUGGCACUAAUCUACAAACGUCUAUAUGGCUCGAGCAUAUUUUUGUUAGUGAAUGCUGUUUUAUAUUUACAGUGCAAUGUACUUUAUAAUGAGAUUUUUCUAUAUAUUUUAUAUUUUUGGACACGUGCACACUACGUUCUUGCGCACUCACUUAUUCGUUAUAUAGAUAUAUAACUCUUAGAACAAAUAACAAGCAUACAAUCAAUCAGUUAUCUGCUAAUAAUUUUGCAUCAAAUAGAUAAAACUAGAUGGAACAUUUGUACAUUUUCCUGCUAUUCCGUGCUAGGGUUAUCUGUACUAGACACAAUAAUAUAAUGUGAGAAAUGACAAUAAAACAGGUGCAAUUAUACCACUUUUAGUUCUGCAAAAAUUCCAUUAACGCUAUUGCUGCUCAGUCGCUAAUCCAGAAAAGGCGGACUUAGUAUUCCUCCGAUAGUGGAGCCCCUAAUGAAAUAAUAAACUGGGGAGGACAUAGUAUCCAUCUAAGUGCCCCACAAGAGGGGGCUAUUAAACUAAAGGAUGGGACAUAUUCUCACCCUCCAGCCCCCACAAGUUGCUGCUCGUUACUGUGUCAAUGACUUAAAUCGAUGCUCCAGUACAAGGACAUCACUUCCUCCAAUGCAGGUACAGAUAUUUAUAGGGUGAAUAAACCUCUCCCACAACUACAGGCUUAACAGUAUUUCCAUAUAUCAUACAGCACAAUGGCAAACUAAAACCAAAUAAAUAAAGCUUAACAAAACAGAGCAAAAUAUACUCAAUAGCCAUUAUGGCAAGUAAAAUGCUGAUGGAAAUCCCUCCUAUGUAGUAAAAUCAGUGUAUCACAUCAUUCUGCUCCUGUCAUUUCCCAUCCCUUGUUAUAGAAAAUGUUACUUUUUUUUUUUGUUUUUUGUUUUUUUUUUGUUUUCCCUGGACAUUUUAUUGAGCAAAUAAAUUGCAUAAUUGAAUAUUCUCACUCAUCUUGAUGUCAGAAGCCUUAUAAGAAGUUUAUUAUGCUACUUAUUCUAAUGUGUGAACAGAUUAUUUUUUUUUUUUUUUUUUUACGUUUUAUUCUUGAUUUCUUUUGUAGCUGAUUCAGUCAAGCACAUACAAUUAUAAAAUGUUAAACAUUACUGAUUCUCUUAUGGCCCUGAAAUCCUAAAGCAUCCAUAUCAUUUCCACUAUUACCAGCCUGUUGUGGAGACAUUUUUUGGUUAUGAUGAAGAAGCUUCCCUGGAUUCAGAUGGUUCUUCUGUUUCAUACCAAACUGAUCGCACAGAUCGCACACCUUGCACUCCAGACGAGGAUGUAGAAGAGGUACAAUUUAAAUAUUACCUUUUUCCAACCAAACUAUGCUCCCUUACAGUCAGGGUUGGGUUUACAUGUCCGGUGCCUAUAGGCGCAGAAUUCUAAGGUACCCUCUGCCCCCCACAUCAGUUGUUUAGUUUUUAAGAGGAGUUAGGGUUGAGGCAAAAUGCCUUUUUUUCAGGUUUAGACUUUGAGUACUUAUAUUUGGAAUGAAGAAAAGUGUUUGUUUAGGUUUUGGGAGGGGCUCAAUUUAGGAUUAGGUAAAGAGGGGUGUUAAAGGCAUGUGGAGAUUUAAGUGUUAUUUACAAAAAAAUACUCAUUCCUAGGUCUUCUAUAGUCCAGUCACCCUCAUAAGAUCAAUAGUAGGUCUGUAUGAGCUGUUAUACAGUGUUCAUCACUCAUUGCUGUACCUGCUUCUCUUGCAAGGCAUUUCCUGUGUGAGAGGCUGUUUGUGGGCAGAUGGGAAGUGAUCAUUUUCACUUCCUGUCCAGCCUCACACACAGAUCCUGGAGGAGCUGGGACAACACUGAGUUUUACAUCCUCUAUAACUGUACUUGCAGCUCUGCUACUGAGUACCUGAGGCUGACUGGGACUACAGAGAUCACUGGCCAAGGGUCCUAAUAGUUAUCUCUCUCCACCAGCCCACAUGAGCUCCAAAAAGGCACAUUAUAACUGCUGAAAACAGGCAUCCAUUCUGGACAGGUACCUGUGAGCAGAUGCCUACUCUGUCUAAUAGGAAAUCCGGUACUGCAAAAACGGGUUUGAUUUAACUUAUGCCACAUUAACAAGAUGUGCCAAACAACCAUUAAUUAUUUUAUAACUAAUGAUGUUCUACACCAUCGCAAUCUCUUUCUAGUGAAGAUCCUAUGUUGUUAUGUACAUCAGUCUAGCUUUAGAACAACCUUAUUUGCUGGAUAGGAUUUUAUCUUGUGAUGGACUCUGAAGUUGUCUAAAAGGGCUUAAAGCCAAAGCAGAGAGACUAUAAAUUUUAAGUCUGCUGUGAAGUCCAAAUGCAAAAGGAAGCUCUUUAUUUCCAUCAGACCAUCUCAGUGGCUACAGACUGACCACACUUAUGUUGAAAGGACUCAAGUGCAGCUGCACUUAUUUGGGGAUCAUAAGCAGUUCUCUCCUUUACAAUAUGUGGCCAAGUUUAGAAGGGGUCUCUUCACUCGUAGAGACUGCACACAUACCACGAGUCUUUAACAAGAAAUUCGUAGAUCAUAAAAUGUUACAUAUCUUGACAGAAUGUACUGAAAUCAUGCACCACUUGCAACGUGUUGCUUAUGUAACAGGGUAUGGCCAAAGAAGAGACUGAGCUGAGAUUUCGCCAGCUGACCAUGGAAUAUCAAGCUUUACAACGUGCCUAUGCACUCCUACAAGAACAAGUUGGUGGAACGCUUGAUGCAGAGCGAGAAGUUAAGGUGUGUGUGUGUGUGUAUAUGUGUGUGUAUAUGUGUGUGUGUAUAUAUAUAUCUUUUAUAUCAGGCAAUGCACCUGAUUGGUCAUUUAACAUCACUGAUGUGGAAGUCUCUGCUGAAGAACAAGAGGAGGGUGUAGAGUAUUGCAAGCCAGGAAAUGUCAGAUAUCCCCAAAGAAAACAUGCAACACCAUGUUGUUUGCAUGGUUUCCUUAGGAGUAUAUCUAAAAGAUUGUUGUGGGGUUUUUUUUAACAUAAUUUUCUUUCCAAAACAUAACAAUAAUAGAAAAACAUUCAGAAAUAAUGCAGUGUUUACAUUACAGCCUAGGGAUAUCUUCAUGGCCACCCCUCAAAUGGCUGCUAGAGGUGCUUCCUAGGGCAGUGCUGCACUGACGCCCUUCAUGGAGAUGCUGAUUUUUUACCCCCCACAGAGAUGCAUUGAUUCAAUGCAUCUAUAUGGGGGAUGCUGAUUGAACAGGGUGGCGUUUAACUCUGCCCCCUGCAUUACAUCCUUGGCAGAGAUCAUUAGAAAAGCAUUGUGAUUGGCUGAAAUCAUCAUAUCUGCUAAUGUCAGCCAAGGAGGCAGAUUGGGGCUGGGGUCAAAUGCGAGGCACUGGAAAAAGGUGAGUAAAUCACCUUUCUAACAAGAGGUAAGGGUUUUAGAACUCUAGUGUCAAGGAUAUACUACAGUGCCCUUUAAUCUGUUUUCUGAAGCAAUACUUUACACCAGGAAAACUCUCAAAAUCUUUUAUAUAUAAUGUUAGUCCAAUAAAAAAAAAGUAUCAUUCUAUACUGCAGCAAUACCCUGGUAUUUUGGUAUCUUGUCUACUGCACUAAUCCGGCUAAUUAAACAUAUAUAUAUAUAUAUAUAUAUAUAUAUAUAUAUAUAUAUAUAUAUAUAUAUAUAUAUAUAUAUAUAUAUAUAUAUAUAUAUAUAUAUAUAUAUCACUCCAAAGUAUUUUUUCAAUCAAGCUUUAUGUGUAGUGAAGAGGAUCAACGUUUCGACCCAGGAGGUCUUUCCGUAUAUAUUUUUAUAUAUAUAUAUAUAUGUGUGUGUGUGUAUUAUGAAGUGUUCCUUUAACUAGCUAAUUUUUCAUUCUUUCAGUUUUUACCCUGAUCCUAUGAUCUGAGAUAUAAGAACAUACAAUGUCAUUUAAUCUUAAAGCAAACUGUUGGUCUGAUAUUCAAUUCUUCUUGUCGGUUUCAUAGAGUAUUAAAAACUUUUGAUGUAUUUUCUGUGAUGUACAGACUCGGGAACAGCUGCAAGCAGAUAUAAAUAGAUAUCAAACAAGAAUAGAGGAUCUGGAAAAAGCAAUGUCUGAGCAGGGCCAGGUAAGCUAUUUAAACCUUUAAUGACUUCAUGCUUUCUGCUCAACAGAGAUAAACACAUUUACAUAUUACAACUUUGUUUAUUUUGCAACUUUUGCUUUGUCACAUAAGAUAAAGAAUAUCUUUAAUAUUUACUAUUGAGUGCGCUACAUAAAAAAAAAAAUAGCUGAUGCAUUGUGGGAAACUUUUUGUUUAUUAUCUUGCUUCUUGACACCUGUAAGUACCCAUUGUACAGCGCUACGGAAUUUGCUGGCACUAUAUAAAUAACAUAUUAGUAAUAAUAAUAUGUGUUACCAUUUCUAUAAAGAUUAAUUCGUUUUCAGUUGUAAGUGUUUGAGCGUUAACAGUUGUAUGUGUGUGUUUUUAUCAUUACACCUAGAUGUGGCAGGUGUAAUUUUUAGUUACUUUCACUGUAUAGCAUGGUGAAUAAAAACAGGUACUAAACCGUGCUUAUAAACUCCUAAUAAGCUCUUUGGGAGAUUUUACUAUGUCUAGCAGCCACUAAUUACCAGUGAACAUUUGUAGCCUGGAACUUACUGUAGUUACUAAUAUUAUUUAGUAACGUUCAGAUUAGCAACUUGUUAGUAACAGUUUCCUUGAAACCAUUUAAAAGCAUCCCAAGGUUGUUAACGGUAUCAAUACCAUUUAAUAUAUUUUUUGAUGUACAAGAAUCAAUAUAAAAGACAAUACAAGUAUUAUAUAUCCUUAGUUAAAUAUUGUGAUAUUAUUUUUCGUUAAUAGAAAAUGAUCUAUAUGAAAGAUAGCUACGGAACUCAAAGUUCAUUUUUUAAAUUUUUUUUUAUGAUGCAGUUUUAUUACAUUUUAUCAUAUUUUUUGUAGCAAAAAUUCAUCAUUUGCAACGGUGUCUAAAAUAAGAAAUUUUCCAAGAAAAUUUGGGAGCUACUCAUCAUAGACUAACACACUAUUUAAUGGACUGUGGGAUGGAAAUAGUAUUUAUCAUUACAAAUAUUCUCUGAUUGUCUUUUGAAAAUGCAAACACAAAACAAGUGUAUUCUGGAUAAAAGACUUGCUGUUUAUUCACUUCCAACCCUACCUAGAACCACUUUUAGGCAUUUCAAAGGCAAAUUAGGCUAUUAAAUGCUGUUUUACUAAACUGCGGACUCUGCACUAGAUCCCAGUUGAGGAACAGUAAGCAAUUAUCUGCCAAAUGAGCGGAAAUAAACAAGAAAUGUCUACAGAUAUUACAUUUUGUUUUCAAGGACAUGAAAUGGAUUGAGGAAAAACAGGCAUUGUACAAAAGAAAUCAGGAAUUUGUAGAAAAGGUAAGACAUUAUCACGUUAUGCUGGUCAUGUUUCUAGCAAUAACCUCCUAAUCAUAUUUCUUAUGCUGCAUAGGUCUGUCUGUCUAUCUAGCUUAAACGGCUUAGACCACUUGCGUUAAAUGACUUUUUUGUUAAUCUACUGUCUGUUAAAGAAUUGCGUUACAGUACCUGUUUUACUCAUCGUAGACACGUGAUGAUCUUCUUAAAUGAGCAUCUGAGUGUUUGUGUUACUACUCAUAUGUAAUCGAAAACGAUUUGCUCUCCUUUUAUAUUUAUGAUCAAAUGUCUGUUGGUUAUUCCUUAAAGGGACACUUCAUAGCCCAAAUACAAAAUAAAUAAAAAUCACUGCUUAGUACAAAUAAACUAAACGAAAACUUGCAUGCCUUUAAUUAUUCUUUUUUUUCCAUUGGGUUUUGUCUGCAGUCGUUGCCAGUUCUGUCCUGCUAACCCCGCCCAUACUUUCUGUGGCUGUCCAAUCAGAGUCUCCCCAGUGCAGCUCAAUGAGAAGGCAGGUGCAAGGCAGGUGCUCUGGGUAAUUGCUUCCUUUUGAGUUUAGCUCCACUGAGCUAACCAAACCAGGAAGUAACAGAACCUGUCUGCUUGAAAGCCAAAGGGGGGUGGGGGGAUGACCAGAUUAAUUUAUAAAAGUGUCAGUUUCUGUUGACAUCUGCACUUUUUGCAAAAUGAAAAAGAGGAUGCACACUUCACACACAAAACUUUUCAGCAACCUAAAAUGCUUUCGGGUUCUGGGUAUCCCUUUAACCUUAAUAUUUUUACGUGCUGUCCUUUUAGACCACUGACUUAGACAGAUCCAUGAGUGAUUCAUCCCUUGCAGCUUAAUUUCCUUGAACUGUUUUAGAGACGUAUGUUAUAUGAUUUAAAGAUCUAUGAGACAUUGUCCUAUUUCCAUUCAGUUUCUGUCAUACUGCAAAUGACAGCUAUAAAAAAAUUAUCUGAAAAAAUUAUUAUUAUUAUUAUUUUUUUUAAAUUCAUUGUAUAGUAACACAACAAACAAGUUACAAGUUAAUUACCCUUGACAGGGCCCCAGUCAAAUCAUAGUGGCCUUAUAUGGUUAUUGGGGAAACAAACAAACAUAAAUUCAUUACUUAGAAGGUGUCUAUUUAAUAGAAAACAAAUGAUCCUACCACUCUUACAUCAUUUUAAAGGUAUGUUUCUGUGCUGGUGAUCUGCAAAUUAAUACAACUAACUUUGGAGAAUGAAAACCCUCUUGCUGUUAGAUUAAAUCUUUUUUUUUUUUUCCAUACUGAUCAAUUGAUAGAUUAAAGGCUUUCAUUGUGUAAGUGUGUGUAUAUAUAUAUUUAAAGAAAAAAACUACCUCUUUCAGUUUUUUUAAGAUGGAUUUAAAGUAUUUUGGGAACCGGGAAAUCAUAAACAUUAUGCAAAUUUAAGUUAUUGUUCUUUGAUUUUUAGGAGUAAAAAGGAACUGUAAAUGAUGAUUUCUCCUUGUCAGAUUAAACAGAUGGAGACGGAUGAAGCAAAGCUGCGGCAUGAUGUACAGGAUGUGAAAGACCAGAAUGAACUACUGGAAUUUAGAAUUCUUGAGCUUGAAGUAAGCACCCAAACUAAGAUUAUAGAGAACUUCCUUAGAAUACUUCCUACACUAAUCGUAAACACUGGUUUGCGUUCCUAUUUCAAUUUUUUCCAAUUUUUUUUUUAAACAGACAUGCAAGUUAUUUGAUUUGCAAUACAAAUACUUUCUUAGCUGAGAAAAUGCUAGAUGGGUUUUGGUGGAAACUAGAUAACUCAUUAAUCAGGCUUUGUUGUUAUUCCAGCUAUUAAACAUUACUUUGAGAUGUCCUAUGCUUUGAUUGAAAAAAUAAAAAAAUCUUAAUUUGUUUAAUAUAUAGAGACGCAUAAUCGUAUAGUGUAUGAAUCUGCUGUAUUCAAUUAACAGUUUUGGUGGGUUUUUAAAUUCUUAAAGGGAAACUACCUAUAGUUCCCCUCCCCCACAUGGUGCAGUAAGUGUUAAAAACGUCUUCUGUCACUUACCUGGGUCCAGCGCCGAUGUCCUUCGGCGCUGGAUCGGGCUCCUCCUCCGCCAACAUCAUCCAGCGUGGGAGACCUAAUGCGCAUGCGCUGCAAUGGCCUUAUGACGUAUAACGUACUUAUGACGUAUAAUGCUUUCCUAGGGUUUCGGGUGAUUCUGGAUGUCCUCAUGCAUAAACAGCUACUAGAGGUGGAGUUAACUCAUAAAGCAAAUUAUUGUAGUUUAUUAACAAUCGCAUUAAUUACCUUUGCAGACUUAAGGGGUCCUAGGACAGUGCACCCAAACAUCUUCCAUGAGCUGAAGUGGUUAAGAAUGGCUAUGAAAUGUAAAAACAUUUAUUUGUAGCUUUUUCUGUUAUUCAGACUCUGUUCGUCUCCUAUUCGUCUCCAAUUCCUUAAGCUGUAUUUUUCUAUCUUUAGGAGCGGGAAAGGAGAUCACCUGCCAUCACAUUUCACCAUAUUCCCUUUCCAGAAGGAAAAAGUCCUCUGCAAGUAUAUUGUGAAGCUGAAGGUGUUACAGUAAGUCUUCUUUUAUGUCUUGUGGUUCGAGUGUCCUGCGAAUAUCACGGCUUCUAUCAAGGCUCAAUCUUCUUUCUUUCUCGGUUUGUGUUUCUAGGAUAUCAUUGUUUCUGAGCUGAUGAAAAAAUUAGACAUCCUAGGGGAUAACGCCGUAAGUGUAUGUUCACUUUCUAAAUUGUGCAUGUUUCGCUGUGUCAUUUGUCCCUUUUGCUGUUGCCACAUGUGCUGCAUGCACGGAACCCAUCGGCUAAACAGGUGUAUGGGGCAGAUUGGCUUUCUUUAAACAGUGGCCAGUAACAUACUAAAGUUCAUCUUCUUGACAUUUUACAAUCUGCCUCUGUUGUAUUUUCUUCCUAAAUACAUCAUUAUGCUCCCACACUGACCUUCUGUUCAACAGAAUAUUUUUUGGUUUACAAAAUAUUAUUCCAUCUGGUUCUUUCUAUUAGAAACUUUUUUCUUGGUUCCUUCCACUAUUCAUUCAUUCUUCUUGACUGAAGCUGAAUCAGGGAUACGAUUUUCUUACUUUUUGUUUUUGACUUUUUGAGUGCAAAGGCUAAACACAAUUUAAAAAAAAAAAAAAAAAAUUAUUAUAGUUUUGCUAAAAUAUUUGUUUCCCUUCUCCAAACAUUGGAAAAGAUCAUAAUUUUUAUGUUUGAUGGGUUUUACCUUUGUUUCCCGUUUGAAUAAGUAGCAAAGGUUGAAGGGAUUCCUAUUGUGUGUGAGAAAUGCAAAUAUGUAUUCCUUACAAUGUAAUGCCCUUUGCCUCCCCCUCAUUCAUGCAUCCUCCUCGGCAUGUAAAAAACUUUGUUUACUGACCUGAUUCCAGCGUCGAUCUUCCUUGGCACUAGAUUUGCACUCCACCUCCGCAGACGUCGUCCGAUGGGGGGGACCUAAUGCGCAUGUGCUGCAAGCUCCACGCACACAUUAGACCCUCCCCAGAAGAAAGCAUUGAUUCAAUGCUUUCCUAUGGAGAUUUUACUGACGCUGAACAUCCUCAUGCAGAGCAUGAGGACGUUCCACAUCAGUUAGGCGACCUAAAAUCGGUUAGCCACCAGGAAGCGCCUCCAGUGGCUUUACAUUGACAGCCACUAGAGGCAGUCUUAGUCCUGCAAUGUAAUCAUUGCAGUUUCUACAAAACCACCAUGAUUUACAUUGUAGGACUAAGGGGGACAGUUAAUAAGCUGCAGUGGCCUGGAUGCCUAUAUUGUCCCUUUAAACAAAUUCAGUUUAUAUAAAAUGUUCAUUUGCCAAUUUUUAUAGUUUGAGUCCACGAGUGCUGAGCAAGGAAAGGCAAGUAAACCAUGUUAAAGCUUUGUUCAAAUAUCUACCACUCAAAUGGAAAAUCUGUUUUAGGUUCUUCUUAUUAUAUUAGCUCAAAAACUUGAUGGGUAUUUGGAUGAAUUAAUACCAUUACUGAGUUAACUGAAAUGGAAAAUAUGCUUACAAAACAUGCUUUUAAUGUGCUUGCAUUUAUUAUUUCAUAUGAGCCAGUAAUAACUGUAAACCACUCGAAAUGAUUGAACUGACCUUUUGCAUGUACUUUUGGAUGUAGAGUUUGGCAAAUGACGAACAAGUGGUUGUUAUACAAGCAAGAACAGUCCUAAAUUUGGCUGAAAAGGUAACCAUUUAACCAGUUUGACUUGUAUAUGUAUUUUUUAUUUUAUACUGAAUAACCUUAGGCCCUUUUCUGGCAAGCUAGUUGUCACUUUAUGUGACGAACUAAGAUUAUUAUAAUUUUGUUUUAUACAUAAAGGUCUUUUUGUUCCUGAAGCAGUAAUGGGGAAAUGCGUAGGGCAGAUAUUGUUUAAUUAUUAUAUGGUUUACAUCUAUGUAUACUAUAAUUAUAUGCCUAAUUACAUAGCCAUUAAAUUUACUUUGUCCAGAAUUGCUGUUCAUACUUUAAAAGCUUGCAAGGGGAGCGGCAUAGAAGCAGUUUUAUGAUAUAUCAUAGUAAUGAGAUGGUGAUAAUACACACAGGUACACUUCCAUAUACAUAUGUAUUCUUUGCAGUUAUUUAGUGGCAAGUGUUGUAUAUCAUGAUUAUCAGGUGGCUACAUUUUUCAGACACAUAACCUGUAUAUCCCAAAUAUUGUCCUUACAUUACAAACCACAUGCAUAUCUCAAAUAUUGUCCUUCUAUUUUUUUACUGCAAACCUUUGUCUAAUAUUAUUACAAAAUGGAUGAUAUGCAAAAAUAGAAACACAAGUUCUACAACCAUAUUUUUACCUCUGUAUCAUUUUCUUUAACGAUCAUAACGUUGCCGCUUUGUCCCUUUUGAUCCAAUAAACCUGCCUGUGGUUUGAAUACACUGAGUGCCUGGUGAUUUUUUUAUUUUUUUUAAAUUUUUUUACUGUGAACAUUAUAUAUGAAGGUUGGUUAAAAAGACCAGUAGUGCUGGUUUGUAGUUAAUAGGUUAGGCAAGCCUGGCAGAGACAAACCAAUAUUGAAAACAACAGUAACUGUAAAGUUUACAAUAGCGCCAUCUACUGUCCAAACCUGUGUUUUCACUUAUUAUAUGUAAGAAGUAUUGUUACUUCUGAACAACUAGACGCAGGGAUAGGCAACCUUCGGCACUCCAGAUGUUGUGGACUACAUCCCCCAUAAUGCUCUGACAUCCAUAAUGCUGGCAACGCAUCAUGGGAGGUGUAGUCCAAAACAUCUGGAGUGCCAAAGGUUGCCUAUGCCUGAACUAGAGCAUAGGUCCUCAAACUCCGGCCCCCCAGAUGUUGCUGAACUACAACUCCCAUGAUUCUUUGAAUUAUAUAGAUAGCCAGAGAAUCAUGGGAGUUGUAGUUCAGCAACAUCUGGGGGGGGGCGGAGUUUGAGGACCCAUGAACUAGAGUAUAUACUAUGGCAACAUUCUGUAACCUAUUUUCAAUGGUGCAAAAUUUAACUGCAGUCAUUGUGUGCGUGUGUAAACAGAAUGAGAUCAAAUGGUUAACAAAAGGAGGAGGUUGCGAAAAAUUUGACAACCCAGCAGUUUUCUUUGGUGUUUAAUUACUUACUUGGGAAUUGUGGAUAAAUGACAAUGUGUUAUGUUUUGCGAUCGGCUGUGUUUCCAGCUACUUCGGCCUAAAAAUGAUGCUUCUCUCCAAUCUUCUUUGUAGCUACACAUAUCUGAAAUUUACUAUGCUAGAUACACAAAGCAACACGCUCUUGUUUCCUAAAACAUAGCGAAAAUAAAUUACAAAAUGAACUUGAAAUGUUGUGUGAAUAUUUUUUAAUUAGAAAAACUUUCAAAAGGAUGAUUAUUCUAUACCAUUCGCUUCUUUAUAAAAAGACAUGUGACUUUUUACAAAUAGAGUUUUUUUUUUUCCCCAUUGAAGCUAGCAGUGGGAGGCAAUCAAAUCAUUGGUUCUUUGUAGUUGUACCCCAAUAAUAGAUUAAAGCAUCUAGACUUUGGUAGGAGAAUCAAGAGGAGGGCUAAAAAAACCUUUUCCAUAUUCGUGGUUGGAAGAAAAUAACUCUCAUUAUUGAAAAUUCUGUAAUAUAAUAAUAUAUAAUUAAUAAGCUGUUCUUUUUUUUUUUAUAUAUAGUGGCUUCAGCAAAUAGAGGUGACUGAAUCCGCUCUACAACAAAAGAUGAUUGACAUUGAGAAUGAGAAAGUAAGAUCAAAAAAGCAGACGAUAAAAAAUUAGAGACCAUUGAAUGUGGCAUGAAAAAUAAUGAUAUUGCAUCUUUUUAUUUUAAUAGGACCUGUUCACGAGGCAGAAAGGAUAUUUAGAUGAUGAGUUAGAUUUCCGGAAAAAAUCUUUAGAUCAGGCUCACAAGGUAACACACUUUUUGAUAAUGUUUUCUUUCAAUGUUUCAGUAAAAAGGAAAAAAAUCCUUAAUGAGUUUUCGUACAUUAUUUAGAUUUUUGCAUUACUGGAGACAUUUUUGUCUGUGCAUUACAUAGUCCACUAGCUAAUUAACCUCUCCUAUAUUUUUUUUUUUUUUUUUAACUUUUCAUGUUAAAGUGUUUAAAGGGGGACAGUUACUGUCAGACAAGGUGUUAGGGACCAGGAACCAGACAGAGACAGAACUUAGAUGCAAAACACCUUUAUUAUAAAUAGCAAAUAAAGAAAUAACCAAAAGCAAAGUCCAGUAGGCAAGCAGGGAUCAGGCACCAGAUCGGCUAGUCAGACGAGCCAGGAUCAGGAGAACGGAGAGCAGCGGAGUCAGAAACCAGGCCAGAGUCAGGAACCAGGAACACAGAGGAAACCGGAAACCACGCAAGGGCAAGGAGGUACUGGGACUUGCUGCUUGAAUAGGCUGCACUGAUUAGCAUAAGGGCUGGCUACUAAUAAUCAGGUGAGUAACCGUGGCAACAUUAAUGAAGGAGCUGAUCGGUAAAAUCAGCUGAAAGCUCAGAUACAGAGAAAGGAAGGGUUGCAAAGAAACCCUGGCACAAUAAACAGGGGAAAUAAAAAUGUAUCCUCUUCUUUGUGUAUUUUCUCUAUGCUAAUUGCCUGGCGCAAAGUACAGUACUUGUAACAAAGACUGGCAAGUAGCUAAGAUGGAAGCACACCAUUGUAGGAAACAUAAACCAAAAUUGUUAAAUCUUAUAAUUUGCUUAGCUAACUAAGGAUGUAAAUGUUAUAUUUACUGUCUUUUAUUGGCAGUGAAGACAUCAAUGCUUUCAUUCUUUAAAAUAUGGAUUAUCUUCCUUGAGCAUAGUCUACCAUAUUAAUGAAGCACUUGAGAGUUGCUGGGGUUUAAACAACAAACCAGGAUUUGUGGAGAAAUCUAUAGGAAAUUGCAAAUGUAGGCAUAAAAAUAGCAAAAACAAAGCAGAAAUUAAAGUUUUUUGCAGAUCGUGUAUUUUGGCUAAAAAUACCCAACUACUGCUUAAAGGGACACUAUAUGCACCGAGACCACUUCAGCUCAUUGAAGUGGUCUGGGUGCAGUCGUAAUUAUUGCAGUUUCUGAGAAACUGCAAUAAUAACUUCUCAGGGUUUACUCCACCUUUACCAGACAGCCCCUAGAGGAACUACUGGGUGCUUAGACGACUUUUGGUUGUCUAAAUGACGCUGAACAUCCUUACACUAUGCAUGAGGACUUCCAGCGUCACCGAAAUCCCAACAGGAAAACAAUGAUGAAUGCUUUCCUAUGGGGGAAAUUUUAAUGCUUGCACGGCCAUUGCCGCGCACGCGCAUUAGGUCUCUGCUGACUGCGGGGGAGAAGCAUGGGCGGAGCAUGACCCAGCACCGAGGGACAUAGACUCUGGAUUCAGGUAAGUGACUGAAGGAGUUUUAACCCCUUCAGCACCGCGAGAGGGGGAGGGGGGCGUGAGGGAGAGGACACCAUAGAAAUGUAUAGUGCCAGGAAAACGGCUUUGUUUUCCUGGCACUAUAGUAUCCCUUUAAGUGAAUUACCCUGCUGAGAAAAAUAGCUGUCUUAGAAUCUGUCAAUAUUUAGUCUAAAGUUGACUAUUUCCCCGUCUAUUCUUCAGAAUUGCCGGUUUAUUGGGGAAGCCCAUUGUGUCUUUUAUUCUGACUAGGUACCUGGUAUUCUGUUUAUAUGUUUACACCUCUUAUUUGCACUGUACAUUGUUAUUCUUUCAUUGUACAGUUCACUUUUAUUUCCCUCUUUCCUAUGUAACGGCAUUAGCUUUGCAUAUCAGAGAACCAAACAUUGCACCAUGCAAUGAAAAUUGAUUAAGGUCAUAAUUUAAUUUAAGCUGAUCAUGGAAUCAGCGAUCCACAUGUAAGAUAUAUUAAGCAAACCUCAUUUAAAUUUUAUGUGUUCUUGACAUUCAUGUGUUGAAUUAAAUAUUAAAUCAGAUGCAGAAAACUAACAUAGCUUUACUUUUAUGAAGCAUAUAUUGGAACUGGAGGCUAUGUUAUAUGACGCCUUGCAACAGGAGGCUGGGGCUAAGAUGUCUCAGAUCCUUUCAGAAGAUGAAAGGGAAAAGUUGAAGUGUGCAGUGGACCAGUGGAAACGACAGGUGAUGAGCGAGCUUCGAGAAAGAGAUGCUCAGAUAUUGCGUGAGAGAAUGGAAAUCAUUCAACAUGCUCAACAGGUAAAUGACAACUGUACGGAAUUGUUUCAACCCUGAACAUUCCAAAAGACUAUAUGAUAGGAUUUCGAUUUUCAUUUAUCUGUGUCUAAUGAUCCAAAUUCCAGGAAACAUGGCCAUGAAGUUAUUAAUUGAAAAUGGACUAUUACCAUCGCAUUUAAAAAAAUCUUCCAAGUUCUAAAGAUACCUGCACUAAGACAGCUAUGCAAUUCAGGUGACAAUUCAGGUGACAAACUAUUUGUAUUGUUUAAAGGACACCAGCGUUCGGAAUGCAAACAUGUAUUCCUAAUGCUAUCAUGUUGCAAUGACAGUUUAGACUCCUGGGCCCACCCUAAAUUUAAAAAAUAAGACUUUUUACUUGACUUUUAGCCCACAGCAUGCACACUCUCGAUGUGAUAGCCCUGUCUCAUUGGCUGAGUUUAUCAAUCCAUAGGGGAGCAUUGGAAGCUUAUUGCGCAUGCUUGGGAAAUCACUGGUCUGUGCAAUCAGCAUCUUCUCUUAGCGAUGUCUUGUAUCAAUGCAUGCUUUUAAUGGUCAAAGCAAACUGGAGGAUUAGAAAGGUUUCCCUCUGACAACAAUCGUCUAUAUCUGAUAAUAGUAACUAUGAAUGAGCCUCUACCAAGUAACCAUAAUGAUGUAACAAUGGUGUCUCAUCAGGAAGACCAUUUGUUGUGACCUAAUACUUUAUUUUUUUAUGUGCUUCUAUGUUUUUGUUACACUGUAUUUUACACUCACAAUAAUGUUCUGUAUCUCCUGUAUCACCACCAAUGAAGCCUAUCAAAUUGGAAAGGGGGCAAAGUUUUAAAAACCCACAACAAAUGUUAAUUCCAAAAUUUAUUUCCAAAGCUCAUAUGUUUCUGUACGGUUUCAUAUCUGACUGUGGUCUGAGUUUAAAAUGUACUCGCUAACAGCUACUCUUGGUUGCCAGUUCAUUUAAAUGUAAAGGUUCAGCCCAUUGCCAGCACAAAAUUCCAUAGGUAUACAUUAUUAUAGGCAAACUUGAAAUGUGGAAAUUCCGCAAGACCAUUUAGUUUGCUUUUGUAUUGAGAUUAUUCUUUCUAUAGCACUUUGUCCCAGAUUUGCUCUUUGUACCUGUAGUCCAUGGGUAGUCAACCUGAUCCCUACCACCGUAAAAAAAAAAAAAACCACUACUGAGCGGUUUGGGUUUUUAGGUGGGUGGUGGUGGGUUCUACAGAAAAUGCCCGGUGGGCCUCGGUGUCCAUAGACCAUAGAUAAUUUCAUCUCCCCUGCCAGCCCCUGCAGAGCCAGCCUUGCUGUAAUCCCUCUCGGGCUGUUGAGGAGAUCAAAGAUCUCCCUCAACGGCCCGCUGGCACUUAGUUCCAGCAGUGGGUGGGAAGGGCCUCCUACGAGCAGGCUGGUCAGAGCAUUUCUGCGAAUUACCAUGGCAACGCUCCAAUACAGAGCUGUGCUCGCCACCACUGGAUAACCACGGCUUGCAGCAUUAUGUCACCCCUCCCUGGUUGAAGGUAAGAAGAAAGCAAGGGGAUCUGUCUUCACAGCUACACACAGCACAUACACUACACCCUUUACACACACACACACACUGCCCCCCUCACACACACACAUUGCCCCCUCACACAGCUUACACUCUCACACACACAGAGACUGCCCCCCUCACACAUACACCGCCCCCUCACACACACACUGUAUCCCCCCUUACACACACUGUAUCCCCCCUUACACACACAGCACCCUACACACACACGCAGCACCCUACCCACACACACACACACACGUUACCAUCAACAAAGAUGGGUGGUAGGUAUUAAAAGGUUGACUACCCCUGGUCAGUCGGUUCUUUUGCCUCUGUGGGGAACUUGGGAACAAUCCAUUUACUUGCAUUGCCCUAAAUGAACCUAUUAAUGCUGACCAUUAUUGUCAUCCUACUAAUAUUGAAACUUCCUGGUAUUUUCCAAAUACUUUCAUUGAUGAAAAAAUGCAGGAGGGUAUGACAAAGAUAAAUAGAGACCAUAUUACAUUGUGGUUCAACAUAGUACACUAGGGAUAGUCUCUGCUUCCCUCAUCAAGUAACCUCCACCUAUAACCUCUCUUUUCAUACUCAUGCUGUAAGAUUGAUUAACAUGCCCUGCAUUUGACGAGAGAGUAAAGGCACUCUUUUUCAGUUAUUCUUUUUUCUUUUUUUACAGAGGGUAAAAGAGUUAGAAGAAAAAAUUGAAUUUCAGAAGAGGCAGAUUAAAGAGUUAGAAGAGAAGGUAAGACUUAUUUUGUAUGGAUACUAUGUAAAUGAACAAUUCUAUGUAAAUAAGUCACCUGCUGUCACUCUGCCAGUCGAGAUCACAAACUGUCUAAAUGAAAAAUUAUUUAUUGAGACCGGGUACUGAGAUCAACACAGGUCCUAUUAAUCUGGUGACACUUCAGCUCGUGAUAGUCUCUAAAUCAGUCUUCCCCAAACUCGGGCCCUCCAGAUGUUGCUGAACUACAACUCCCAUGAUUCUCACCCUAUCUAUUUCAUUGAUAGAAUCAUGGGAGUUGUAGUUCAGCAACAUCUGGAGGGCCGGAGUUUGGGGAAGCCUGCUCUAAAUAUUAAACACAAAUUUAAUAAUUUGUUUCUAUGAUACCCAAGGUGGAGGUUCUAGAUUUAUGGAAAUCCUGGCUAAAGAUGUACACUGGGUCCCUUCUAGAAUUCAACUGAUAACAAUCUGCUUCUGACUUUACUGAUCUGUGGGUCCCUAUCAGGAAAAGGACAGCUGUGCAAGAUUUGCACAGAGAUCACAGAGAUAGUGUUACAUUACUAUAAUGUUUAAACAAACAUGCUGUUCAUAUAAUUACAGUACAAUUUGGCAAUUAUUAAUUAUAUACAAAUGUACCAAUACAGUGUUUACCGGAUUUUUUUGUUGUUGUAGGCACCCAGACCAGUACAUCUAAAUGUUGUAUUCCCGACAGUCACCAGAGGUGCUUCCUCCCCAAUAGGCCAUAACUCACAUCUGUGCUGGUGCAUUGAUAAUAUGUAAAAUGCGCAUCUGCAUGAUCAUGUGCAAAUCUAUCCACCCUUGGAAACCAAUGAUAGUCUGAGGACACUGGCACCCAUUGAGUCACAGCAAUGAUUUUCUAGAUACAUUGCUUUAUAUAAGUGACAAUGAAUGUUGGAUUUUAAAAUCUGUUUUCAGAUGAUGUUUAUAUAUAUAUAUAUAAUAUAGUAAAAUUAUGGUUAAACAUGUUAUUAAAUGUUGUUACAUUUGAAGACCUGUUUCAAAAUAUCUAACAUACUUUUUUUUUUCUCUUUUAGUUUUUAUUUUUGUUUUUAUUUUUCUCUUUAGCUUUUAUACUUUGGUCAUAGACCAUCUGCACAAUAUAGAAGGUAAGUUUUAGUGUGUAUCAUUACGUCAGUCCUACAGAGGCAAUGUGAUAACGUCUUACCAAGGAGGGAAAAAAAGUGUUCGUAUAUUGUCACAGAUGGAAUUUAAUGACAGAUAAGAAUCAGCCAUGUGUAUAAUUUAAUUCAAAAACUUAAGAUACCCAUCAAUUUUUUCAUAAACUGUGAAUGUCAAGUGUGGCAUACAUUACCAGUCUCUUGCUGUCUCCGGGUUUGAAUGUUCCACCAUGCAAAUGUGUCUGGUUGCUUGGUAACCAUAAAUAAAUAAACCAAUCCUGUGAAUCUCAAUGUGUGAACUAGACCUCUAAGCCCAAAAAUGUAGCUUUAAGACCACUAAUCUCUCUUUUAAAAGCAGCAACAUGUAUUCAAAUUCUAUGUUUAAAUGCCAAGCCUCAGUCACAAGCCAGUAACCAUCCUCAAGCUGAUGAGUUGCAUUAACAAUGAACAGCUGUCCAUGAGUGGUUCACUGGCGUUGCUCCUCUUCCUGAGUUGUGUUUUAAAGCUGUUGUAUACAGCAGACAGAAACUCCUAGGAAUGUUUAACAAUGUAUUUACUAUUUAAUUAUGUCUACUGCAUUAAUGUUUCAGUUCAAUCAAAUGUUAAAAUAUGGCAAAAGGAAGAGUAUUACUGUAUUUAUGCUUGGAGUACCUUUCCAUCUUCCUCUCUUAAGCGAACGGCAAAUGAAACUUCCAGGGACUGCAUCAGCUUUGUACUCUGAUCCAUAGUUGUCUGCUUUCUCGUCAACCAUUAUUACCCAUUCUAAGUCUUGGCUGAUGAGAAAAGGCUUUUUAUUGCAUAGUACACAAUCCAUGAGUCAUUCGUAACGUAAAAAACCAAUGAGCCCUGGUGCUAGUAUUACACAACCCUCCCCCCACCCCCAUGUGUCUCAUCCCCUUCCCCCUACCCUCCCCCCCCGCCCCCCCCCACAAGCUCCCCCAUGAGUCUAAUUCCAAUGAAUGUAUAUAACUAGUUUGGGGUAUGUGGUUGGAUGGAUGAAUCUGAAUUUGUUUGGGAUAUGUGAUUGGAUGGAUGAAUUUGACUAGUUUGGGGUAUGUGAUUGGAUGGAUGAAUUUGACUAGUUUGGGCAAUGCCUCUAUGGUAAUUAUGACUAGGUGGGUGACUGCAUGGCAAUAAGUGCAAUGUGGGUGGCGGUAGGUGACAUAUUUUGUGUCUGAGUGUAUAAAUGGGACAGGGUGAGUGGGUAUCACUGGAAGGAGAGAUGGAACUAUCUGACUGGAUGUAUAUGAAAUAUGAUCAGUUCAAACUAUGUGCCUGGUUGGAUGGCUAAAUGACAAUAUGUACAUAGUAGCAUAUUUGUGUAGAGUGUCAGUGAGUGCAUGUGAAUAACAAUUUUGUAGAAUGCGAUUGGUGUGUUUCUAUAGAGUGCCACUGUGUGCAUACAGGAGCGUACUUGUGUGAAGUUUUAGUAUGCAUGUAUGGGUAUUUAGUGUACAUUUAGUGUGCACUGUGUUUCCAAUUUCCAUCUGCCCCUUUUUAUCUCUUUUCAGACCACACUAUUCAAUUAUCUCCCCCUCACAUGUUCCUUUCCCCUUUCCUUAAUUAUACCUUCUACCCAUAAUCCUUACCUUCUCAAAUUGUUUCCCUUUCUUUUUCGCCUUUCCUCACUCUUCAUUUACCCCUUUCCUUACUUGUUCCCUUCUUAAUUCUCUACUUUCCUUAUUUGCCCCCCUAUUCUUUCUACCAAUUCCUCACUUGUUCCCCUGCCCUAACUUGUUCUCAUCUUUAUCUUUUAAAACUUAUGGUCCACUCUUCUGUCCCCCUCCUCAUUGCAUAUCUUUGCUACCCAACAGACAGCCGAGAGCACAGGGUUAUGAUGUUAACAGCAACUCCAUGCGCUCUUCGGCACUUCCUUUAGGGGGAAGAGGACCUGCCGCCAUGUGUGCCGGGCAAAAAGGGGAAAGAGCAAUCCUCCUCCUUACCUGAGCACUCCUGCUGUACCACAGAUGAUACAGGAUUAG